GGGGCAUGGGGGAAAGAUUCGUGGUGGUCCCGGUUGACGGAGGAGUCGGGGUCGCCGGGGAAGGGGAGCACUCAGACGCUGUUGUGGCUGACCCGGCAACGGACCCCGGCGGCGGCAGCAGCAGCAGCGCUGGCACGGUGGAGGGAAAAGAGACGGGGGAGGACUCAGUGUUCGAGGCUCAUGAUCCAAACGUUGUGGUGCCUAUCCUCAAGUACAACAGAGAGCCAAACAAAUACGGUAAGACAGCAGCUGCCCGUUACAAACUCCGGGACUUGUUAUCUCUUCUGUCUGAGGAUUAACCAGCGCGUUUCCCUUGGACUGUCUGCUCUCAUAGUUAUGUAAUGAAGCCGGGGCGUCACAACGUUACCCCAAAAAUGAAACUGCAAACUUUAACUUACUGUUAACACGAGAAACAAAACACUGGGACACGAUUCACAUACAUAUUAAAAAUAUCACCUGUGACUUAAGAGCAAACUAGGAACAUACGAAUUUUACUUUAGAUCAUGAAGGAUGCUCUAGAAUUUUCUGCUGUUUUUGGAUAUCACAGCAUAAUUUCAAUUUGUGCUACAGCUUUGCAAAACACAUGGAUAGCAUGGCCUUGUCUUGAUGGGUGGCCAAAGGUGGCAUGGCCCCCAUCAAAAUCUGAUUAGUUACCCCAGGUGCCACUCUAAAAUCCUGAGUUUUGAUUGGCUUGACAUGUCAAAGGCUUUUUAUGUUAAACUCAACUGACUGAACUGUGUUGCAGCAGACUGUCAGUAGCUUUCACUGCGUGUAAAUGUUGCAUGUCUAUUGUGAGGCAGGUGUGAAAGGCAGGAAUCAGUCUGUUAGAAGUUGCGAGCAAACUCCCGCACAUUGUCUAGUUGUCAAAAUUGCAUAUAUGUAGAUGCAAUACCACGCAGUUUUUUUCAGUACUUUUUUUUUCAAUCAUUAUAAAUGUCCACCAAUACAAAUUAUUUUGAGUAUAACAACCACUCUCUAAAGGUCCUUACACACCGGGGCCGACGUGAAUAUAGAACGCGAAAUUACGAAUUUCCCGAAAAGCCCGAUGCAAUUUUGCGACUUUACAGGGGGAAAAAGACGCAUCCCGGGUAGAAGCGAGAAGACUGACACAACGCCAGACUUACUGUUUUUUAGUUCUGAUUGGACACUAGAGUUGAGAUGGCUGUCUGUCAUGAAAGCAUGUAUUGAGUCAGGGCCAGUACCAGAUAAGCACAUUAAACUAUAAUCCAUAAACGUAAGGUAACAACCGAGACCUAAUGGUGCUGUGACAGCAAUGCAGUUGAGUUUGAGACAGUAAAAAUACAUUUGGUAUGUUGUAUCUGAACAGGUUAGCUUACGAGCUCAAGUUACUUAGCACAGAUGAAAGUUAAAACAAAGACGUUUAGCAAACUGUUAAAGUACACAAACCAUCGUCAGAUGAGGGAUCCGAUGCUAUGACUCUCCACAAGUUGUCCUUCAGGUCGUUAUCUUUGUAAUGUUUGUGUCUUUUAUCAAAAAGCACUCUGUUCUCCAACACGUAAACAAUCAGCCGGUCGGCCAUGUUGGAUAUACCGGUGAAUCAGACAUUGCAAUAAUACGCAAUCUGAUUGGUCAGAAGUGGACACACAGUAUGCGAAACUUUGGAAAAAUCGACUGUGGUCCGAAAAAAUAAAUGCAGCAAUAUCGCAGGACGCGAAAACGUCACUGAUGUGAAUUCUUGUAUUGACAGAAUAAAAAAAUUAUUGAGGUCUGAAAUAAUAGCACGAAAAAAAUGGUCCCGGUGUGAAAGGACCUGAAAAUUGACACACAAGAACUAAACACCUGCAUGAUAUUCUGUAAGUAGUUGUCGUCCAAUAUUUUUAGAACAAGCAGUAAUGGUAAAUUGGUGCAAUUCGUUGAGCAUGUUUGUGCAUUUAUGCUCAAUGUUACCUUAAAAAGUUGGUGCAGAGUUUGGCCAUCACAGUAAAAAAGUAACACAUCUGUGAUAAGAGUUGUUGUGGAUAGAAAUGGGGUUAUUUAGCAAUAUCUUGUUCACAGAUUCUAGACUGAAAUGUUCCCUUGCUCACCCCCACCCCUGAAAGUUAAGUGACGGUGGCCCUCAAGGACAAAAAGUUACUGUAAAACUUAGCAUGAUCCUCAACCUGUUAAGUUUUUUUUUUUUUUUUAAUCAUUAUGUUCACCAAUACAAAUUAUUUUGAGUGUAACAACCACUCUCUAAGUCUUCAGCUUUUAACUGGUUGUUUUGCCGGGUCAUUCACUGAAUACAGAAAUGUUUUACAAGUUUGUCCUUUCCGUGAUACUGUAGAAGCAUAGUAGUGCAAGAUGGCCACCUCGGUAGAAAAGGACCUUCUCCUUAUGUAAACGCAAAAGACUCAUUUUAGGUUAACAAAAACAAGCCCAUUAAACAAGGAAUCCAGGUGACUAUACAGUCAUUUAAAAUGCCUAUGAAUAAUAUUGCACUCUUAACUAAGUUAAAAGUAAUUCGUUAAUGCAUUCUACACAAGUCUGCAACUUCAUCUGUUUAAAUGUUCCUUUCACUCUCCUGAAACAGCAAGUUUCUCCUUCCAAGACAAAUCCAAGCAGAGUCAACUGUUUGUUUUCCUUUCUAUUCAGCUGGGAUGUGAUGAAACUAGUUUUUGACACUUGGUGUACCUCUUUUGGAAAAGUAGAGAGAAUCUAAUCUGAACAAUGGUGAGCAUAAAAGGACAGUAACAGUAGAGGUAGGCUUGUAGAAGCUUCAAUUUCAUUUCAUUUCAUUUCAUGUUUAUUUAUUUCAUUUCAUUCAUGAUACAUGAUAUAAUACAUUGCACUCAUCCUUUUUUUUUUUUUAUUGUAUUUUUUUUUUCUCAUGUAAUCAUGUGAAAUGAAAAGGAGCAGACAGAAGACAAGUCUUAUGUACGACUGCCCCUUCACUACAACACAUUUAUCUAUGUCAACCAGCCAGCAAUUGAUCAAAAUAUUAUGUAGUUAAGGUCCAAAAAAUACCACAAACAAACAAACAAAAGAAAAAAACCAAACAAAAAAACAAUAACAAAAAAAACAAAAAAAAACAAACAAACUGACACAUCAUCAGUCAUCCACUUCAUCCAAUUCAUAAUUUUUGAUUUUCCCUCUUUUAAACUUUUUCUUAAACUGAAACAUUGUUGUACAACUCUUCAACUCAGUAUUUUGCGAAUUCCAUAACUUAAUACCUGCAACAGAGAUACACAUCUGCUUUAGCGUUGUCCGAGCAAACUGGUGUUUAAAAUCAUAUGGUCUCCUGAGGUUUUCACUCUCUGAGCUAAUUUCAAAUAACCCUUGCAGCUGUUUUGGUAAAAACAUCUCUUCUUAUUUUAAAUCCUGCAAUUUAAUCUUACCAUCCCCAUCUUUCCUGUUGCUGUGGUAUCAUACUUAUUGUGUUCUUUAUCCUGAACCAUCAUAUGGCUGAAGUCUCUAUUUUCACUGCUUGUUGCACUCGUUGCUCACAAACAGUAGGCUCCUAUAGCAACAGGUUGAGGUUCAGAAGGUGCUGGAAUAAUUGCCCUGCACACUGGCCUGGCCAGCGUGCUAAAUUACAGUGUGCUGAGUGUGUGUAUUGAUUGGUGAUCGUUAGAGCGCAGACUGUUUUUGUUAAGCUGUGUGUAUGGCUCCUAUUUGAACAUAGUUUGCUUAAAUGGACACUCUUUAAUGCUUUACACUUCUGUCACCAGGAGGGUUACAUUUUUGGUUCAGUCAGGUCGUUUCACAGAAAAAAUAUAAAAUAAAACACACAACAGUUUUCAUGAGCAGCUUGAGUUUUCAGUAAUGAAAGAAAAAAAUCACAGGAGAUGCAAUAAAGGGAGUAAUUUAUCAGGGUGACAGUGAGUGUUGCUUUGAGAGUGUACUGCUCAGGGCGAUUAAAAGUACUACAAUCUGAGUAAAUUAGUACUUUUAGGUACCCUAAGAAAAGCAAUCAUAGCAUAUCAAAAAAUCAGGUUAUUUUUUCAUUAAUUUAUUUGUUUUGCAUGUGUUAAGCAAUGAUUGUCCGAGAAGGUACUCUGAUUUCUGCUACUUGCUACUGUAAGGUAUAGGUAAACACCAGUGUCUAUACACUUGUAGCCUAAUAUAGAAAGCAGGGAUGUUAUUUACAUCAGUAAGUCCACCUCAGGAGUGUAAAAGAAGACUAGUCUGACUGGAAGUUAGUCCAGCACAAAGCUGCAGCGUCAUAAAAAUGCCUUCCACACACGAUUUCCCUCCCCUCUGACACAAAGACACGUUGGCACAUGUUUAAUCAGUUCUCAUGCAUGGAUAAAAUUUCAUUCUCAAACAGAUAAAGUUACCAUGAAGAAGAAGAAGAGGGGUGUGCAUCACUGCACUUGAAGUAGUGUGUGUGCAGUUAUUGGCUUGUCAUGACCUUUGCCUUGCCUUUCCUCUCAGGUAGACAAUGCUAGAGUGUAUUGUGUUCCCGUUUUUAUCAGCAAGCAUUUUAAUCUGUGGAGUAUUUAUAACAUGUCGCUCCUGUGUGUGGAUCUGUUGGAGGUGGCACAAUGAAGGACGGAGGCUUUGUCAUGUGAGAAGAAUUAAGAUGAUUGUUUGGGUUUGAUGUCAGAAAAAGAUAGAGUUAAUUUGGUCAUUCAGCUUAAUGUGAAAACCCACAGGAGGAGCAGGAAACAAUUAUGUCCUUUUUAAAGGAAAAAAAAAAACACAUUUGCCCUUUUAUUUCAAACUUUCAUUAAAUGUUUCUAUUUAUAAUGGGGAUCCUUGCCCUUUUUAGAAAUCCGGAUCAUUUCUCUCAGCUCUUAGAAUGGCUCUCUUGGCCCCCAAAUAGCUUUCAGUAGUAUGGCUUAAAUAGGCCGUUUGCAGAAUUGUUUUGACCUCUGACUUAUUUAACUUCAAUGACUGAGUGUAAUUAUAUUAAAUUGUAUUACUAUCCUGAAUAACAGCCACACAUUAUCACAGCAUCCAGGCAAUGUGUGGUGUGCCUGCUGCCAAGCAGCGUGGAGAGAAGCCGCCUCUGUAUACUGUCGUGUAUUAAAUAACUAUAGAAAAAAAGUAAACAUAUUGUUCUUGUGCAUGAGAGUUGAUCAUAACGAAAUAAGUCUAAAACUUGCUCAGAAGCAGGGUUACAACAAGUUGGUAGUCUGACACAGAUUUUGAUGACAGUGGUAUUGAUCAUGAUAUUGGGGUUUCAUAGUGAUGAUUUGUUGUCUAUUUGCUGUGGUGAUGAUUAUAUUAACAAUAGUAACAAUAUGAGAAACAGAAAAACUGCUUCUAUCUACACUUUGUGUAUUGCAUUUACAGCGUUGCAUGGCAGCACCUGUAUCUGAUCAGAUUUAGACACUCAUGUUGUUUCCUCUCACUAAGAUCCUUGCUUGUGUUGAAGUUGCUCUCAAAUGUAUGACUCUUCGGACAAUAGCAUCUGCUAACUAAAAUUCUUUCAGCCAUCAUUUUAUAGACAAAACAAAACACUGAGAAAUACAAAAAAGCAGUAACAUUAAGCGAUUGGAUUUUUAAUAAAUUAAUGUAGUAUAAGCUGUAGCUGCAUGCUUUUGUUGUUGGAAACUUACUUGAACCUCGUUUUAUUAAUAUUUUAUGAGUAGUUUGAAAAUAAAGUCAAAUAAGUCCUUUUACUUCAGCUUUUUAUGUGUUUUUAGACUUUGUGAUAAAAGUCUGUUGUGAUAAAAACUGGACCUUAUUAUCAAAUGAUAAUGAAAAGGGGCCAUCAGGAGUCAUGCAUCAUCUCAGCAUUUCAUUAUUGGCUUUUUGCUUUAUAGUUAUUUUCUAAGCUCUUCGAUUUCCCUCCUUCCUCUUGCAGCUCCAGUCACUAUAAUGAAAUCAAUACUGAUAGCAGGGAGUGCUUGUUUUGAGGUAAUUUAUUCACUGUAUGUUUGUACAAGAUUUCAUUACCAAGUGAAAUUGAUGAACUGUUACAUAUACAAAGAGUCUAAAGAAUGUCAAGAAGAUGGAUGUUCAGGACUUUUCAGUUACGCAGGCAUCACUUUUGGAUGUUUUAGUAGCAGUAGAUUUUCCACUACUGCACCAACUGGUUCUUGAAGGCAAAGCUGGAGAAGUCUGUCACUGUGUGAGCCAGUUAUCAACUUAUGAAGUAAGAGCAGUGUUCAGGAAUGCUGAAGUUCACCAGUAAACUGUUUUGAAGUUAUUUUGGCCGUCUUUUAAGCCUUUGCGAAAAAAAAAGUAGGAAAGCGGGAAACUGAGGGAGGUAGUGGGGAGUGACGUGAGAAAAAGGGCACAAGUUGGUAUCAGACUGGGACUGCCUGACAGCCAAUGUCAGACUUUAUGACUGUAGAUGUGACCCUUACAGCUAAAGCAGUGGGCUCAUUUUCCAUUUAAUAAGCAAGUCCCACCUUCUGUCUCAAAUUGUGCAGCAAUUUCAAUGAAGAUCUGACAAAAGCUUUCCAAAACAACAUUUUCAAACUAUUUAAAGAUAGAAGUUGGACCAUGGCUUAAAAAUCUUCACCUGAAGAUGAAGAAGUGAGCUAUGCAGCUGGCACUAGCCAAAGCCAUUUGACAUGAAGCAAUACCCAGUCAGUGUUUUGCAUCAUAGUGCAUUACACGCAUGCAUCGCCCUGGGACGAUACAAAACCGGAUUUCCACCAUGACUUAAUAAACCCACAACAUCACUGCCUCACCAUGAACAGGGGAGAUUGAUUGUUAGGCUGUGUAACAUUCAAGUAGAGGGCAGAGGAGGAGAGAACCCACCCAGUUUUAGAACAGCAUCACCAGAGAGAUCCAAAUCUGGUCUUCCAGGGGAAAAUCCCACGGUCAAAGGUCUGAGGUCAGAGCACAGUAAUGAUGUGGGUUUGGUUAUUUGCAUGUCUACAAUUUUUUGUUAAAGAUUUCAACACAAAGCAAGAAAGACUUUGAAAGGAUGUGGUCAGACAACUUUGAUCACAUUCAGAUUAUGACCCCGUUUGCACCUGCAUCAGUGUUUUUUUUUUUUUUUUUUUAUCAAGAUAACACCACCACCACCAGCUCAUCUGAGCUCUUUUUGUAACAUGUAGCACCAUCAUGAGUCACUGAUCAGCAGUUUCCUUUUAAUUGUGAGAUAGCAUUUUAUUGAUAUGUUUUGAGAAAAGAGUUCUGCUGAUACUGAAGUUUCCCACCAGACACUGUGGAGGUUAGAUGGAGGUAGUUAGGGUUUUUUUAGUGCCAUAUUUUGCUUUUUUACAUCACCAAGCAUGCCAUUCGUAAAGCUUAUAGGAAGUUGAAAGUACCAUGUCACUGCAGUUGCUAAAUACAUUUGAGGAGGAUUAAGAAAGAGAUAUUGAAAAGAGGAAGUGAUGGUCAUAAAGGAGUAUAAAUAAUGGAAGUAUGAUGGGGUUGUUUACUUCACUGGGUUACCAUUCUGUUAAAAGCCAUUAAGCCAUAAAUAAAUACUCUUUUUCCUUAUCCUUGGAUCAGUCAGUGUGAAGUGAAGUCUAAGUUGAAAGUAAAAACUUAGAGUUUACAUCAGUUGGUGAAUUCUGCUGCUAUGAAGGAUUACAGUUGGACUGAAGGAGAGAUAAGCCCCUUUCUUCAGGGAAACAGGUUUCUGAAAGGUGUCAGUAAGCUUGAUGUGAUGGUAUCCAAAGAGUAAGUGUCAAUGUGUUCUUAUGUGAAACAUACAGAAGCUUCCUGCCGUGGAGAAUCACAGCAGGCCUUGUGAUUGCACUACAUGUUGAACUGUGGUGGUGGCAAUAGUGGAUAUACACAGAGUUACUGUGGUAUCUUCUUAACUUUCUUAUCUGUUAGUCUGCAGCAGUGCUGUAACUCAGCUGCUAUCACACCUUUGAUUUUUCUAUUGAUCCUAGAAUGACGUAAUACCAAUAUGAUUUCACACUGUGUUGAGAAGCAGAGGUAAACACACCAUUUAGUUCUGCCCUGCUGCUCUGUUGCCUCACAGUGAUCUUGUCUGGUCCUUGUAUUGCCUCUAUUUCUGCCUCUGAUGCUGUCACAGCAGUGAGAUGACUUGGUCCCACCAUUACUCCUCUAUUGAGCUGAGUUUGGAGCUCAGAGGUUAAUUUGAUUUGCAGUUGGUGGUACAAAACAGUUCAACACAUGAUAUGCAGUAACAUUGGGCAUUAUAGUGACAAACAACCAACAGCUGGUGUAAAGGUAAUAUUAAUCGUCAUCAUUUAAGAGUUAAAAGAAGUAAAAAUGUUUAAAAGUUACUGCAAGGGGCGCAUCUUUAUUAGAGGAGACAUCUUUAUCAUUUGGGAAUUUCGGUUUGACUGAUCACAGUCUUUGCUCAAAUGAUGAAGCGAUACACGCAAGAACUGUGCAAGUUCAGUGCAUUGAUUGCACAUGGAACAAAUAAAAUGCAUACAUUUAUACCUAUUUAUUCUUGUUCUUGUCCAGAGGGAAGAGAAAGAAAUUCCUCCAGAACUGGACCGGACAAAAAAUCUGCCGUGCUUUCUGUACAACUUGUCUGUCAAAGAUCCUUGUGAGAGAGAGAGCUGCUGAUCGAACAAGGUGUCAUGACAAAUAUUGUGCCAUGAACACUUCAUUAUUCAUUUGGUUUUGUGCUGCAAAUUCUCAAACAAUGCCAAUUUAAAAACCCAUGCAAAAGUUAAGCACUAAUGCAACAGUGGACAUGCACUGCAAAUGACAAAGUGCUGCAAAAAGUCUAAAUAACUGCAUUGAUGGUGAAUGCACUGCGUAACCAUAGCAUUGUCAAAAACAGAGUAAAACAGAAAACUUCUACAAAAGAUGAAUUCUGAGGAGUAGGAAGUUUUCUACAGACUUGUUGGGGCAGCAAGUGGAACAGCUUUUUUUUUUAAUGUCAUCACAAUUGAAAAUUAAAAGGUCUUUCUGUGCAUUUUGUCAUGAAGUUGUUUAUGGAACUUCAAGCAAUGGCGUCAUUAACAUAUAAAUGUUUUGAUGACUCUAUCGCUUAAGUUUGAGCUUUUCCUGCCAAGUGAAUGGAGGUUCUUAAGCUAUUGUCAUUUAGAUUUAAGAUGAUUUUAGCAGGAUUAUGUAAACAGUGAUUCCUUACAGCUGUCUGCAGAUCUCUUUUCUCAGUGAAAAAUCCUUUUUAUAAUAUUAAGGCAGAAGUUAUUCGGUUGAGAGACUCUUGGUUAGGGUUAGUAAUUGAAUGUGUCUUCAGAGUGUCCCCACCACACAGCAUCAUGUUUGCAUGCAUGUCAGUGCUUUCACGUUUUAAAGGCAUGCACCUUGAGCUAUCAUGUGCUGCCCUCUGCUUUAUUUGGAGCCCAGCAGUCGGCACAUGGACACCAACUGUGCUUUGGUGUUGACUAUAUCUGCUGCUGCUGCUCCUCCUGUGUGGCCUCCCAGUGCGCUGCCUCCCAUGCCAGUGCUGCGUGGGGUGUUUGUUCCAGUUGCUCCUUAUUUACACGCAACACUCAGGAGAAGGGGUGUGUCUCCUUGCUGAGACAGAAGGGGUUUCACAAGAACUUUCCUCCUCUUUUGGGAAGUGUACACAAACACACACAUACACACACACACACACACACACACUUAGGCAAAUCCAUGAAGUAGUCUUUUUUAUUGCGUAAUUUUCAAAAUUGGUCAAUUACCUCUAAAGGUCAACAGUUUAAGUCAGCUAAAGCAGUAGUGUGACACUUAGCACCCUUGUGACCUCCAGCGUAAUCAUACUUUUGAAAUAACCUUGAUGUUGAUAGACAGGAGGGAGCACCUUUUUGUACACAUCAGCUUUACCAUAAAUAAGGUUGUAGCAAGACCAUUUUAACAGGAAUUUGUUGUCAUGGUUGCGAUGUGAUUAAUCCUUCAGCUUGGCUGAUAAGUUGACCUUGUCAUUUUCGAUCUCGCUGAGGUAGAGCAUGUGCAUUGUUUGUGCAUAAUGUCAGCAACAGCCUCGUGCGAAGAUAUAAUGUUUCUAGUUGAUCACCUUGAGCAUUUCUUCAUGUGCUGUUCUUUAAAGAGGGGGAUAAAGCUUGUUGCUAUGAAGGACAGCUGCCCUAUGAUGACAAUGUUUCUCUGUCUGACACCCAAGAACUUUAGUGAGGCUCAUUCACCACAUCAUCUGUUAUUUUAAAUACUUAUCUUAAUGUGAUUCCUUUGUCCUCAAAAAUGUCAAAUUAAAAAAUAAAAAUUCUCAGAGGACAGAAUGAUAUGUUUUGUCUGAAAUGCCCAAAGUGAACUUAUCCGUGACUCUCAGUUGUUGUUGCAAACUUUAAAAUAUAUUAAGGGCAUUUAUUUGGACUUUAGUGUCCUGUAUCUCAGUUUUGAUCACAUCAUUGGAAACAAUAUUUUCAAUGUCUGGUCAGUUAUAUUUCUGUGUACAUGAUAAAUCCUUGCAACCUGGUAUUAUAUUACUGCAUGUUAUCUGCACAGGUUCCUACCAUGUUAAUGUUUUGCAAUGUAUCGUUGCUGCAACUUUUGAAUCAGAGAAAAUAGAGACUACUGUACUGUUGCCUUAUUAGGGCUUACCUCCAUAAAUGCUGAUGUCACAUUGUAGAUAUGGUAUAUCCAUCUCAUUUUUAGCAACAGGAGAAGAGAGCAACAGCAAAAAUUAGACAUAUUCUCAACUCUGACAGGUGUUAGCCUGUCACCGCAGCCAUUUAGGACAAAGUAGCAAUGGGUGAAUAUUAACUGUGUUUGAAAAAUCUCAGUGCCACAGCUGCUACAAUGCUGAUUGUAAAAUCUGGUUGUGAAAUAGUUUUCAACCAGAUUUAAACAUGACUGGUCAUACUCUGUCACUUGUCAGGCUGUAAAUACCUUCAAAGGCACACUUAGGCCCCAUUCACUAACACUGUGUCUGCAGAGAUAUGUUACGUUCUGAGCAGUGUAUUCCUUUUAUGGACAGUUUCCUAAAAGCUGGAGUGAGUGUUGAAUCUCAAUAUGACAGUUUCAGUGGUCUUUGUCCCCCACCUUUUCCUUCCCCAGUUUUCCAUCAACUUUGAUGUGAGACUGUUUUUUUUUUUUCUCUCUUUUUUUUUUGUCUUGCUCUUAUCUUUGCUGCACAACAUUCAUCACCUCAGCUAUUCCAAAAGGAGCCAUCGUGGGGUUUAGCUGGUAGAGCAGACACCCAGUCCACAGAGGCUGCAGUCCCCCAGUUUUAAAAAAAAUUCAGAUUUAAACUUGUUGGGUCUUGUAUGUUGAUAAUAGAUCGAUAAAUAAGAAAAGUGAGAUAUAUAUUGAUGUAAAUAUAUAGAUAGAUAUGUGAGCAGUACUUUAAUCAACCUGCAGUCCUGUUCUUCUCUUCUUUUGCUCUGUACUAAAUGUGCUGCUAAUUCAGACUCACAAUGCACAUGAUAACCUUGAUAACAGUCGCACUUUCCCAGCAGCUCAAAGCCACUUCAGCUGAUCAGACGCUGAACAGACGUGGGAAAAAAACAACACGUCAUCUUUUUCCCCAGGGAGAUUCUCUACACUUAGUGCUGGUAGUCAUGGGGUUUUCCAGCUGUUGCUCAGCAGUAUGCUCAAAGUUUAGUAGGGAAAUGUGCUGUGAGUCAUUUUAGUCUUGUUGUCUGGCUAUUGCAAUGACUAUUAUAGGACAGAAUAAAGUCAAACAAGGGUGGGGUGGGGUGGUGGUAGUAACAAGGACCAUAGUGAAACCAUCAUGACAGAUUUUAAGAGUAAAUUGUGAUGGAUACUUUUAAACUAUUGAUAAAAAAACCCAAGUUACACGAGCUGCAAAGCAAUGCUGUUCUCUUACUGUCAAUAAUGCUAAGCUUCCGUUGGAUGUGGAAAUUCAUGAUUUUGUAGUUCACUUGUUCACAUACAUGCCUCAGGUUAAUGCAUAGAGAGAUUACAGCUGGGUACAGUCGGAGUUCCUUGGUGAUGGUGUUGGUGGGUAUCGGGUAUCAGAAAUGUGUAGGGAGACAUGUGAGUAUCAUGUUCUGCCUAUUCUGAAUGAAGGGCCCAAGGAUAACCUCCACAACCCCGCCCCUGUUACCAGGGUACGGUCAAAGGCUAGAAAUGAAACUGAUCACUCAAACCCUCAGUCAUCUGUGGUGUCUUUGAGGACUGAGCUGACUCAUCACCAGAGUCAGCUUCUGUUUUAAACCUGCUAAUAACAGUAAGAAUAAGAAUGAGAAUAUUGUCAACCUGGCAAUCCAAGAGAGAGGAAAGAAAACACUGUACUUUUUUCAUCCUCAUCCCGUUUGUCUUUUGGUCAGCUGUUAGGUGUCAAACAGGAAAACAAACUCCAUAGCAGCUUCACAAGCUGUGGUCAGUGGUCAGUGUGGUUUGGCAUGGUUUGCAUAUUUUGUGUGUCUGUAGUCAAAAGUUGGGGAAAGUUCCCAAAUGACUUUUGUCAUUUUUUUGUCUACUUUUUCUUGGGCUAAUACAUGUACUGAUUAGAGAUGCACCGAUCCAUUUUUUCCGAUCCAAUCCGAUACCGAUACCCGGGCUGAGCAUAUCGGCCGAUAUCCGAUACCGAUCCAAUACCUCUGUUGAAUGAAUGAACUAUAUACCUUGCCCUGUGAGUGAUGGCCUCAGGCUUGACAUUAGCCUAGUUAAAAAAAAGGUAACAAAUUAACACAGAUAUAAAUGUACUUAAUAUUAUUUAUUAACAAAUAAAACAUUACACAUUAGCACCAAAUGUUUACAUAGAAGUCUUACUUCUUUUUGCUGUGUGCUAAAGAAUAGAGAGACAUAGAAUAAAGAGUGAACAGAAUUGCUGUGUAUGAUAUUAAUUAAAAGGAAAAAAAAAGACUGGAUCGGAGCGCUGGAUCGGCGUCAUUCAUCAGAUAUCCAAUCCAGUUAAUUUGUCAACAUCUGGGCCGAUAUCCGAUCCAAAUAUCGGAUCGGGGCAUCCUUAGAACCAAUUUUUACUUGUCCAGCUCCACAACUUUUCAAAAUUCUUCUAGGCAAACUUAAGUGAGUGUUGAGUUUAAGUUUGAACACUAAGCACAUGCAGAAUUUGCUGGUGUGGGGUUAGAAAGGUAGUUUUACUUUCAACAACAGUAAAAAAAUGACAGCGUCACCUGAGCCUGCUGUGUCAAGUACAGAGAUAAAUGGAUUACCAGCAGGAGAGUGUGCUGUUACCUGAGAUGAUUGAGGUGUGGCUGUUCAUGUGUGUAGAAAAUUCAAAACUUCCAUCAACCACAUGGAAAGUUUUUUGUUUUUGUGGUUCGGCAUAAUUUUGAAUAGCUGAUUGGAACUUCAUGUGUCACUGCAGACACGCAUGCACCACCUGGAUAAGAUGGGAAGGGAAGUCAUGGGAAUGUUUCAGGAAGGAAGCAAAAAUCUUAGUCACCAUUUUCCUACAUAUUAGAUAUGAGGAAAGUCUGAAUCUGUCAGCUGGUGUUGUUCCCUUUAAGAAGCCCGUCCUUGUAAAAUAUCACAUUUCCAUUUGCUAGUUUGCACAUUAUACACAGGCUUCUUCAACUGUGACAACAUCUUUUUUUUAGUGCUUAAGGUUGAUUUAAUUAUGGAACAAAAUUAAUACAAAAGAAUUAAUAGGAUGGUACUGUGUGGGCUGUAUUGUGCAGUCACUUACAACUAAUGCCCCAGAAAAGAUGAAGAAUUAUCUUGAAAACAGUGGCUAAAAAAACAGGACAAGUGAUUUGUCGACUGAGGCAGUCAUGAUGCUCAUUUUGUUGAAGGGUUAUCAAGGCAAGAGAAACGUUGAGACAGCUGAGAAAAAUAUGGUGUCACAGUUUUAAGACUGAAGAUGACAGCUUUGAAAAGAUCUGAGUAAUGUCCUACAGUCUGAAAAUCUUCCAAGAGAUUAAUGGGAGAGUUUGUGUGAGUACAUCACUGAAAAAUAGAUUAGAGGUCUGCCCAUGACCAGAGCUGCCAUCCAACUGAAAACUUUGGAGAUUGUUGCAGAGGCUUCAUGUGACUGUUUGUAUCCUAGAUGGAUGGCCUGAUAACAAACAAUGUUUUAUGGUAGCAUAAAAAUACAAGCAUCUAAGAAAGAGGAUUCGGGCCACAUGAAGGGAAAAAAAAUACAUCAAGGAGAUUAAAGUUGAAAUUUUGAGAUUAAAGUCAAAACUUCGAGAUUCAAGAUUGAAGAUUAAAGUCAAAAUGUCAGGAUUACAAAAUGUUGUAAAUAAUGUCAAAAAUUUUAGAUUUAAAAACAUUUAAAUCUUGAGAUUUAAGUAGAAAUUUUGAGAUUUAAGUAGUCGACAUAGAUAAAGUCAAAAUUUGGACUUUUUAAAAUUUCGACUUUUUGACUUUUUGGUAGGUAUCACAGGCCAGUGUGAUUAUUUAUAAUUUUUUAAUUUGAUCUAAAAGUUCCACUUUAAUCUCAAAGAUGUUGAUAACAACUUUACUCAGAGGGUUUUGGAAACAGCAUAUCCAGUUUGAUUCAGUGUGUUUUUAACCAUUGUUAUUUUCAAAUACAAGUCCUGUACAUGAAAAGAUUUGAUCCUAGAGAUGUGAUUAUUAGAUUUAAUCUUGAAGAGGAGAGGUCAUCUCUUUAUCAAGAUCAAACCAUGACAGUAUUAUUUACACUAUUACACAAUAUCAAUACAAUUAUGUACAGUGUUGUUUGGGAAAUACUCAUUUGAUAAAAGAAAUUAAAAGCCUUGCCUUUUUUCCCUUUUUAAUUUCCCUCUAUCUUCUUGUAGUGGAGUUUGUCCUUGUCAGUAAGGAGGUGAAACUGGUGUGUUUCCUCAUAUGAUCAAAUGGGGGCAUCAGAGUAUCAUUAUUAGGGCUUGACUGUGUGCUACCUGAGAGGAGAAGAAAUGUCAAGUUAAAGGAAGCUUUUUGGCAAAUUUAGAGCUUUUUGUCAUGUCUCCUCAAACUGCAAACAGCAACUGUGAUAGAUAUGUUAAUGUUGCUGUAUGUCUGUUUAGAGAUUUAGCCUAUUUCUCAUCAGCUUGAAAAUUCCAGCUUCAAACAGUUGUAAUUAAAUGACAUCUAACUGAGGGUGAUAAACUCAGGCAGACCCACUUAACCUUUGUUUAGAGACAUCAGUAUGAAGUUAAUGAACCAUUGUGACUUUUCAUGGCUGUCUUUUUCUGUUCUAUUUUCAAUUAUACUAUAAAGAGGAAAUUUGCCAGAAAAUUCUAUGUCUGUCAGCCUGACCCCAGAGAUUUUGGAGAGAAGCAAAUGAUCAGUUAUUAUGUGCCAACAUUGUUGCUUAUGCUGCAGCAGCUCCUACUGGAUUUUAUUACAGCAAAGUAAAGACAGAGUUCCCUUUUUCUCAACCCCUGAUCCCUGUAUAAAAAAAGAAAAAAAAACUCUCACUGCAAGAGGAAGUGAUAGAAAGGAUAAUUACCCCGUGAGAGAAGUCACAACACAAACUCACAUGACAGACCACGGCAUUUUAAUUUGCUCCAUCAUGAGUUACCAGGACGAAAUAUGCAGCUUUUAUGCUUUAAUGGCUUUAUAGAUGGUGAAGUUUAUGAUAACCAAACAUGUACUUCUUCCCUAUACCACCAGAGGGCACUGUCAGUUAUUGCAGUAUGAAAGACCCCUCAGCAGAACAGAUGAGUUAUGUUGUAAUCAGGGACAGUAUCCCUCCUGCAGUGCAAACUAGCUAUUAUGUAAAUGUACAGAUAGUUUUAAGUUAUGCUUUAUUUUUAUCGUGCAAAACUAAAUGAAAUUUGAUAACAAUGAGUGAAGAAACUACAGAUUAAUUAUGAUUUUUAUCACCUUGGACCCAUACCUAAUUGUUUUUUUCUAUUACCAAUCUACAGUGAAAUCAUGUUUUGUUGCUUUGAGUUUACCAGAACAUUCAUUUACUACCAAACUCUUUCACUGCAGUGAUUUGUGUCCUUGGGCUGUACUCUGUGUAUCUGCAGCAAAUUUAAUCUCCUCCCCUCUUCCCCCACAGACUCAAUCAAUACUUCCACUUUUAGAUAAGAAACCUGAGCCUGUGAAAAAAAGUUCAGCUCACUAGAUCCUCUGAACUUCGGGGCUGAAAAGCAAACCAGCAGGAUUGAAUCAUAAUGUGUGCACAACAUUUUCUCAUGCCCCUGUUUUUCAGUGCUGCUGUUUAUAAAGGAAAUGGGGAUGUUAAAGCCCCCUUGUCCACCAGUGUGCCCAAACAUGGGGCUUUAAUGUUUUUACUGGUAUGAUCCAGCUGACACAGAAAAGACUGAUCAAUCAGCCAUGGCCCCCUGAGACUGAUCCAUUUGUGUUUGAUCUCAGUUUUUGUGAUUGAUUUAUUGAUUUAGUGACUGAAAAAACAGCUUCUGGUAUUUUUCUUAUAGAGACAACACAAUAAAUGAAUUUUCUCUGCCUUUGAUUUUUAAACAUUAGAGAAAUUUAACCUCUUUCAUUUGUUUUAUUUAAAUUUUGUUUUAGCCAGGACAUUGGCUAAAAUUAGGGGAAAACUUUCCUAAUUUCAACACAGUCCAUGUCCAGAAAGAUGCAAGAAGAAGAAAACUCUUAUUUCACCAGUAACAGUUACUUGACAACUGGGGCUCUAUUUUCGUGCCUCGCCAGAGACUUGGUGCAGGUGCGGCGUAAGUCAGGUCUGCCGCACCGUCAAGGCGUUCCCAAGCACAAUUUGGUAUUUUGGUGAGUGGCGCAGACCGGUGUAAGUAUCCCCCCUCCCCCCUAAAUAUAUAUUUAUACUGUAGAUAUCUCCAGUAUAAAUAUAUAUUUUUUAUAAUUUAAUAUAAAAUUUAAUCAGCUGACAAUUAGCUGAUUAAUCGGUAGUCAGAUUUUUUUCACCCCUAGUAAUCAGCAUUGGCCCCCAAAAAUCCAUAUCAGUGGGGCCCUAGUUAAUACCCAAUUAUGCCAAACGUGUAACCAUAGUAUCUUCAUGUCUUCAAAGUGGAUGGUGGAUCACCCCUGGCUGUCUUGGGUUAGUCCUGUCUUAAUAUUCUGAAGAAUGCAGGUUUUUAAAUCUUAUUUGAAUGUGUUUUGUCUCAGCUCCUCUUAAUUGUGAUGUUAAACGAAUUGAGCAUUCUCAGCAAACAAGUGGUGUGCUCUCUCCAGCACCCCACAGAAAACAGAAAAGUUGACUGACAGUAAACUUAGGGGGGACUCUGGAGAGACACAAGCCACUGCACAGACACAAGGACUGCUUUCACUCUGUCCAGACUGGAUUUGUCACAAUGGUUUUGUGCUCACUUGCUGAUAAGACACAGGGUUUGAGAGCUGGUUUGCUCUGGUGACCCAUAGAAAUGUUGAAGUGGAAAACAGGGAAAUGCCUUGUUACUGGCUUGCCUGCUCCAUUGUUGGUCUUCCUUUCUUUCUCUUUUUAUAACCUUGCAGAAAGACGGCUAACAGUCCGUAGAGGAAUUAUUACCUUUGCUAAUACUGAUGCACUCUUUCUAAAAUUUGUCUCAACAUUUGAGAAAGUUUAGGACUUUGAUAUAGUUUUGACGUCAUUGUUGGACAAAGCUUUUUUCUUCAUAUUGUUAAUAGUUUGUGUUCCUUUGCUUUGACUCUUUCACAGCAGCAUUUCAGUCUGUAAAAUGGUUAUGUCAUAGAUACUGUCAUGCCCCUCUUUCUCAUGUGUGUUAUGAGAUAUUGCAUCAGACAUGACACAAUGAAAAACAGUGUGAUAUCUUCAGUGUCACAACAUGCCAGUCUGAUUUUCAGUCCCCACUGUGUAAUGAUGUGAACGCUCUCAUGAAAGGGACAUUGUCCUGCUGGCCUGGAUGCACAGACUGUCCCUGAGAAGCAGCCCGACUGUCUGGUCUCUUAAUCAGUGGAAACCAGUUAUAUCACUGCUCAUUCGCUGAGUAGAUAAGUGCCCUCUUUGUUACCUUGGAAAUAUCACAAUACUUUCUGAGCACUCACGAGCUAUUUCAAACAGUAUAUUAGCCACUCCACUUACUAAAUAUUUGAUUUGAAAGUCUUUAGUGAUAGUGUGAUAUUUGCGACCAAACACUUACUGGAAGUACAAUCUUUGAUUGAAACCUGAACAGUCAUCUCUAUAUCAGGUUGAAGGCAUGCUGAAAUACCUUAGUAGAAACCUUACUGAUGACACUGUAAGUGUAUAUUUGACCAUUUUACACUGAGAUACUUUACAUUUUUGCACAACCGCAACUCUGCAUUAAAACAAAAAGAACUGCACUGAUAAGGCAAGAGUCUGACAGUUUAGAUUCUAGUUUUCUUUCAUGCAGAAAUAUUUAACAGAACAUUUGAUAAAUCUGAUUUAACUUUCCAGAAUCUGACUGAAUUCUUCUAAGACUUGUCCCCUUGUAGUUUAUGGGAUGCUCUUAAUUAUACUUGGUAAAAAAAAAAAGCUUGAGAAAAACAGGUUCUUAUAUUUUUAAAACUGUGUUGUUAAACUAAAUGCAAUCACAAAUACAGUAAAACUGCCGGAGCAAAUAUUGGGAUCAAAUGCAAGUUUAGAUUUAGAUUUAUUAGAUUUUGCUGGUCCCUCUGCUUGUUAGUUAUGUCCAUCUACUGACUCCCAAAGCUUUACAUGUUGUUCAUCCCCUGUGCAAUGGUUAAUUCACAUAAGAUUGGACAAGUUCUUCCUGGCACAGACAGAACUCUUCAGAUUGACAUCUUUUAAGCAACAUUUCAAAGCUGAAGUCAUGUGAGUGCUGAUAAUUACAUCCAUAGAUGUUGAUUUCAAGGCUGACGUUGUUUGUGUUUGGUCCCCCGGCGCUGUUUAUUCUCUCGUUUUUUAACUUUAGACAUGGAGGCAGCGCUGCUAACCUUGCUAGUUGUAAUGAGUGAAUGCUGCAUGUGUUCUCGAUGCACAUGUGCAGCAGUCUGUUACAAGGCUCGGUUGUAUUCAUUGUAUUCAAUUUCAAGGGAUGUUUUCGCUGUUUUUUACUUAAUAAGUGUCAUACUUGUAAUCGAAAUUUUUCACAUUGUAAAAAUAAAAAUCAAGACGUCACCCCAGGCAAUAUACAAUACAUUGCAUCCCUACUACAAACAGUUCAAAUGAAAAGGCCCAAACUUACUACAGUUUCAGUCAUUUCAUUUACAGAUGGGUACAUUGCAGUCCAAUUUGCUCAUUUGACCAGUAGUGACACUAAUAACCAUCCAAGCACAUCAUUAGUAAGAAGAAGCCCACCAUCUCCCACUACACUGAAAUACGAUGCAAUACAAUAGUAUACAACACGACAUGAUAAGAUACGCCAGAUACGAUACAAUACAAUGUGACAUGAUUUGACACGGUAAGAUACGAUACAACAUGACAUGAUAUGACACGGCAAGAAACGAUACAAUGCAAUAAGACACGCUUUAACACAGUAAGAUAUGAUACGAUACAAUACAACAUGAUACUAUACAAUACAACACAAUAUGACACGGUAAGAUACGAUACGAUUCAAUAAUUCACAAUAAGAUACGACACGAUUUGACACGUUAAUAUACGAUGCAGUACAAUAUGACACAAUAGAAUAUGAUAGGAUACAACAUGGUAAGAUACGACAGGAUAAGAUACGAUAAGAAAAGAUACAACACUAUAGGACAUGAUACGAUACCACACGACACAAGACGAUGUUGUUUAAUCCUCCCCUUGGGGAAAUUUAUCCUGACUUUUGCAUUGCACUUCCUCAUCAGCAUCCUUUGUCCUACCAAUAAAUAAAACAAAUGAAUAAAACAAUGUUAAAAAUGAGCAAUAAGCUAUAUGUGAAGGCAACACAUUGCAAGGCCACCACAUCAAACAAGCUGCUCAUAUGGAACAUUACCUCUACUGCACAAGAGGACAGCAUGGAAAGAAAAAAACUAAUUAGAUAAGCACAUGAUGAUGCUAUUGCACAAGCCCCAAAGCCACAAGAACCACCAUUUAGCAUAAAGGGGAAUACAGGAAGAGGAUAGUUAUCAAGAGCAAUGAUAAGAUGUUUUUUAGUCGAGCUCCUUUUCUCUUGGGUGGUCACUUCUCCAUUUUAAAAGUGUUGUUGGAUGACUGAAGUAGAGGCUGUUCCAGAUGUUGCUGGUGGUAACGAGACGUUCCUUGGCAAGAUAUUCAUUGACAAGAUGUCCUGUGUUUGCACAACACAAAUGUGUCACCUUAAAAGACAUAAAUAUUGUCAAAAUUUUAGUAUGAAGAUUACAUCUUGAGCCUUUUUACACUUAAAAUGAUGUUAGGCUAAUACAAUUGUACAUCCCCCUUUUUAAUAUGUGUUAUUCUGUUUUGUUUUUCGUAUUUUUGUUAUUUUUGAGGGUGUAAGUGGCUCUGUUAAUUUUUAAGCUUUGGAGAAGGGAUUGCCUCAUCUAACUGUUACACAGCGCUUCUCCUAUCACAUGCAACUACAUAUAUAAAUAAACACCAGAUUGUGUUAGAUUAGAUUUUGUGUAGUGAAAUCUUUAAUUGGAAUGAUGUAAAUCAGAGGGGGAACUAAGUUUGUUCCUCGAAAUACUAACAGCAAGCUUAUUUUGGUAACAUCAAUUGAGAGUCAGUUAUUUUCAUGUGAGUGGGUCAGGAGAUGAGAGCCUGAGAGAUGAAAAUAUGAGCAGUCGUGGAUUGGGAAAAGAUAUGUAAUUUUAUUUAUCGCGGCAUCAAACAAGUCAUUGUGGCUUAGCCUGUUUACGGAGAAUUCAGCCGUUUAACUAACUGAAAUAUUUUGAUGUUUUAUCAAGGAGUGUCUGACAUCAUGCCCUGAAUACCUCUGUAGGGCAUUACACUCUCUAAACCACAUGGAAUUUUCUGUCUCUGGUUCAGUCAUCAGGGAGGAAUUCUGGAAAUUGCAUAAGUUGCAAUGCAAGAAAAAAAAGGGCGAUGCUUUCCUGUAAGCCGGUCACUCUGUCUGCCUGCCUGUCUCUCUCUUGGACUCCCUCGCCUCCCGCUGCACUCCCUCCCCUUCCUAUUUCCUGCAGGCACCACCCUUCUGCUGACCGUGUGACUCUUUAUGUUGGGUAACUAAAAAGUGAGAGGGGAACAUGUUCUGGGUGGGUCUCCAAAUGUGAAGCAGCUAAAUGAGUCUCCAGAGCUGCAGUAUAAUAAAGAGCAGCCCAUCGGCAUUCUCUGCAGUGGCCUUCUUACUCUAAAGCAGUGUUGGUCUGCCAUUUCCCAUCACACAGGAGUGUCUGUUAGUCAGGAUGAGGUCUAAUGCUUUCUAUCAUUCCCUGUGUACUCUUACUCUGAGGAAAUGACUGGUGUUCGGAUCAGCCAUUAUGUCUGCAGAUGGACUUGACUUUGAGCUCUGCUCUCUGUGAUUGUGAAGCAGUCUGCCCAGACCACAUAGGGAUUAAAAGAAAAGACAAAGGGGGGAAAAAAACAGCGAUAUCCUCAUUGUUUCCUUUGGUUGUUUUUGUAUUUUCCCUCUGCACACAAAAUCUGUUUGUCUUAAGACUAAAACCAGGCUAUUUUAAGACUCGGAGACUGUUUAACAAGCCAAAAAUAAACAGACUUUGUGACUGAUCCGGGGAAUUUUUUUAACUCUAUUGACUGUGAAUCAGUUUACAACAGAUCCAGCACCCAUUUUGCAAAGAUGACCCUGCUCUCUUGGACAAAUUUUUUUGGGGGAUCCACUAGGAAUAGACUUCAGCCUCAAGGUCUGAUUUGCAAAGCGUAUUGCCUUAAUAUUUAAGUGCAAAUAUUCCCAUAAAAUUAUGCGGCUUUGUGAAAUUUGCAGAGAUUGGGCCACGGACAGCUCCUGACUGAAUUAACUCUUGAUUCUUUUUACACAAAAAUAAUAUAAACAUGCAUUAUGUACUAAUAUAUUGUCAUUUAUUUGUCAUGCAGAGGAGGAAUUAGUUUCAUGAUUGCUAGGAAGAUUGAGCUUGACAACACUCUCAAAUGCUGCAAUUCAAUUACUUUUGGAUUUCAAUCUAACUGCACGGUAUAGCGUGAUAAACUCAAGUGCAUUUUCAGUGAAGCUCAUAUGCAUAGAAAGAGGCAAAUGUGACUCAAAAUGAACCUGGUGUUGCAAACAUCCGUGCAUAGUUACACUAUUUGGCAUGUAGUUCAGUUUGUGGUGCAUUUAACCCUUUACAUGUGCUUUGUGUAAUUCUCUUUUUUUUUUUCAGCCCAUUAGCACAGGUAUAUGUAUAUUUUUUGAGUUACAACUUGUCAAGUGAGCCAGGCCUGCUGUAUGCGCUACAGACUCAGCGGAAGGUCUUGCAAAGUGUGAAACCACAGUGCUCCAGUGUGUGAAAACACCCUUUCUGUUCUACCUCUGACUUUUAAGUGUAGUUAGAAAGUUUCCAUAUUUGCAGAUGUUCCUGAAGUUCAAACAGAUGCGUAUAUCUAUGAUAAAGCUGAUAGUUGCUGAUCUUGCCCCUGUGAUAUAUUUCUUAAGUUCUGCUUGGAAUCACAUUUUCUCUCACGGUGCAACUCUUAUUUUCAGUUUUGCUCUGAGGAGACAUGAGCAUGAAGUUGACACUUGUAUUGAUUCUCUUUCCUUCUUAUGCAGCACCUCUCUUGGUUUCCCAUCCAACUCUCUGAGAGUAUAUAAGAUACAGUCCACUUUGUAAGAUUUAUUUGCCUAUAUUUGCUUACUCUUUAUGAGCCUGUGUCUAUAUGUCUUUAAAUCUGCCUUGCCCCCUCUGACCAAGCACAUAGGAUCAAAUGACACUGGAUAGGAAGUGAGAAAAUGCAUAUGUGCCUGUCUCUGUGUGAGAGUGAGUGUGUGUGUGCAAACCCUCCUCAGUGGAGCAGCCCUGGACUUCCUCCUCUCGUGGAACAAAGGCGCACAGUGCCGGCUUUUGUUGCGUGUGAGACAGGACGACAUUCCUGGACAGAUGAUUUUCUCUCAGACACAAAAAGAGCCUCAUCUAUGCCCUCACACACACUCUAGAGCAGAAAUGCAUGUAAUGUUUUCUGAAAGUGUGUGUUUGUGUGUUCUGCCCCCCAAUGGGCGGGGCAGCCGUGCUGUUCCUUAUUUGGAUACGGGGGUUGGGGUCACAUGGGUGUACAGGAGAAUCUUAACGGUAGGAAGAAAGAAUAAGGAGUUAGAGUAAACAUCUGCCUCGUGGAGUCAAGUACAAGAGAACAGAAAGUCUGGACUAAAUAAAUAAACAACUGAGAAGAGGAGUAAGGAAGAAGGAAAGGAGUGACAGCUGUUGGACAGAGGCUGAGAGAGAGAGAGGAGAAGCAGAACAGGGAGAGAGAGAGAGCGGGAGAGGGAGGAGACGGGAGGAAAAGAUAAGAGUGGGACAAACAAGAGACACUGAGAGGAAGCACAUGGUGUAAAAAUGCCCACCAACUUCACCGUGGUCCCAGUGAAGGACAACGAAAGAAAGGCAAAAAGAAGGGCUGAGGGAGAAGAUGUGGAUGACAACAAUGUCCUGAAAGAAGAAGACGAAGACGCCACAGGUGGGAUCAAAUGUGAUAUUUUGGCAGGGUUAGGUGGUUGAAUAACGGUUAAGAGACGUGUCAUGCUGCUCCGAGUAAACAGUUUUUUUUUCAGAUGUGUAGAUUUGAAGAUUAUGUAACUUCACAGGUGUUGGAUUUCUUUGUAAGAUUUCAAAGAAAUACAUCUUGCCUGUUGAGAGAGAAGAUUAAAAAAAGUUGUUUUUUGGAAAGUUCCAGGUUUUGCUUACAGUGUCCAGAGCAAGAUUAUAAUUUGUCUUUGUCGCUUUGGUGAGUGUUGCCUUUAUUUUUCAGAGAACCUGUUUAUAGAUUGAGCUUGUGGGUGGAUAAUAUGUAGGGAACACAGUAAAUUUUAGGGCAGGGCGGUUCAUUUUCCAGUAACUGUAUAUGAUGACGGUUUUUGUCACAUACCACCACCACUCAGGGGAGUUUAACCUGAAAUUUGUUCCAUGACAGCAUUUGUCCUUCACCAUGAAUCAUUUUCCUGUUUCCUUUUACUUCCUCUAUCUAUUUUAAAGUCUUAUGGAGUACAUCACAUGACUAAGCUCCUGCCUGCCUUACAGUAUUGUUGAUUUUUUGUUGUUUAUUUUCAGUGAUAUUUUUAGGUUUUUCAUUCAUUGUAUUGCCUGGUAUCCAAGCAUUGUUGCAACAAAUCAAAGACCAACACUAGCUCUCUAAUUAGGCCACUCUUGCACUUGCACCUCUUAACAUCUCUCUGUGUUGAUUACCAUUGACAUGCAACCUCAGACAUGACACCCUCUGAGCUUUCAUUUUUGGUAACAUGAUAACUCAUGGUUUACAGAGUGCCUUGGCAGGAAUUUGGUUCCAGGUCCAACACAACACAACACAACACAAACAAUUUAAGACAUUGAAGAGAAGUGAAAUAGGACAUUAGGGCUGCAGCUAUCUAAUAUUUUAGUAAUCUAGUAUUCUACAGAAUAUUCCAUCGAUUAAUCAAGUAAUCGGAUAAAACAUAAUUUUUUUUAGUUAAAGUGCAGUUAUCGUGGAAUAAGCGUGUGCGUUAGUGGAUUACAAUGCUUGUUAGAAAACUAAUUAUGAUAUUAACUUUCAUCAUGUCCCUAAAGACAUUAGUGUCCAAGAGUUGAAUAGCUCCUAUGUUACCUGCCACUUCUACUACACCAACAAUUUUAGGCUGCAAGCCUGCAUGAAAAGGAGUGUGCAGAGCAGCGCUGUCUCCGCCUACGACUCAGAGGUGAAUUCCUAAUGAGCUACUAGAGCUCUGCAGAAGAAAAGCCCCUCUUAUCAUUAAUUUUUUUCUGCUCCGCAAAACUAAAUUGCUUACUCCUCCUUCUACUGUGGUGACGCAAGCGCGUUGUGUCACUUUGAUAAUAAUCCGUGCGAAACAGUGAUGAUUCAAGCUUAUAAACGAGUACUUGAGACAGAGAAAAUGACAAUCAUUUUUUGUAAUCAAGGUACUCAAGGAAUCAUUUCAGCCCUGUAGGACAUGUCCAACAGCUUCUUGCAAGUUAAGCAGAGCACAAUCUGGUGCUAGGUGUGUGCAGGGGUUGAAAUAUAUAGGUCGGAUAAAGUCUCUCUAUUUUUCAAAGGAUGUAAAAAAAUCAAAUGAGUGUGUCUGUUCUCAGUCCCUUUGACAGUCUGAGGCACCUGCAGGCAGGGGUGUUACUAUUUACACAGCAGACUUUAGCCUCUUUGAAUAGAUUGGUCUCGAGCUGGCAUAUUUAACUCUACUCCUUCUACUGUGCUUUUAAAAGUGCAGAAAAGACACACAGGAGUUAAGUUACAGUUAUGUCAGUGCAUUUCUCCAUAUUCACUAAAACAGCAGAAAUGAAAAUAACUUAUCAAAUGACUGAGACGUGCACACUCUCACGCAGCAGUAUUAACUUUAUGAAAGUAUUUGGCCCAUGCAGAGAUGAGGUGUGUAAGGAGAUAGCUCAUCUUCUGGCAUCCUGAUAUCUGCCCCAUACUUUAUCAUUGUGUGUGGAGGAGACAGGAAAAAUACAACAACAGAGAUGUGAUAUUAUUUCUCUGUGUGUGUGUAAAAAGCAAAGGAAUGUGUGUGAUAAGCCUUGUGCUAUCCUACUGUCUUGCUAAUGCUAAUAUAACAGAAAGGACCUGAACCAUGGAUAUCAGAUUUAUGACUAGCUUUCUUUUGGUUAAAAAUGCAGAUGCUGUCUAUUUCCACAGGAUAGCAACACGCCACUUUGGUGAUAGACCACAUUUCAUUUAAGACUAACAUACCUCUGGACGCUUACAUAAGUGCAAGUUAACUCACAAUUUAGACAAUUCUGGUACUGUACCUAAACAGUGAUGAUUGGUAUAAGGUGAAAAAUAAAACUGGCCUAUUGUCUUUUGGAGUGCUGGGUCAAAGUCCAUGAUGGUUAAUGACUCUUCUUGCUGCUUUAUUCUUGAGAUUUACCAAAUAUCUCUAAAUGAUGAAUCUGAAGUAAUACUGUACUCUGUUAAUACUGAUAGUUUAGUUUCUAUUGAGCUAACGGUUGGUUGGAGGUCAGCUGAGUUGACUUGAUAACAGUUGUCUCGUGUUUGCUCCAUGACCUGAGCACUUUUUUUAUUACCAAAGUUCUAUUUCACAGCGAAUCUCUGUAAACCUAACCGAUUUGUCAGCAAACUAAAAGGCAGGGCAGUAUUUUAAAACUCCUGAAACUCCUUUUUUUCUGAUGGAGAAGUCAUAAAGUGCAUAUUUAACUAACUCCUCUACCACUCCAGAUUGUGCCAGAGUGUAGUUAGUGAAGGUGCUGCUUUUACAGCACUUCACAUGGCUGUAAAUUUCUGCUUUGGAGCCGCAAUUAGGCCGCAUGCUGGGUAUGAUUUUUACUGACUCUGGGAGAGAGAGAGAAAGGAAUGUUAUCCUGAUGGUUAUGCAGGAUAUCAUUCUGCUGUGUGCUCUGGGUUCAACCGGUGGAUGUUUGUGCACAUGCAACCAUUUGUCUCUGACAAUGGCUGGGGUGAAACAAUAGGAAGAAAACAUGGGAUGAUAUGUUACAAAGGCCUUGUGCUGGAUCUGUGGUGAUAAGCGACUGUGCCCGCAGAAGCAUCAAGACCUCAGGCUGAAGUUUUCUUUGGAUUGAUAGCCAUUUUAAGGUGGAGUUUAUGUUAUAUCUUUCAUAUUUGCAAUGGAUUUAAGUCCAGUAGACAGGAACGAGGGUUUAGACUGUGAAAUGUGGGUACAUUUUGUUGAUACAGUGAGAACAUGAUGUGUACUCUGUAUAUAAAUCAAACCAAAUGGCUGGACUGGGAAGUGAAAAUGGCUGACGGAUCAUAAGGGAGGGUCCUCGAUAGUGUAAGUACAGCUGGCUCAUGAGCAUGUUGUGAAGGAGGACAGAGUCAAAUAGCAGUCACUGUUAUUGAUUAUCCUGCUGGCUUGCUUCCUGUUGGCUGAGUGGGGGGAGGUGAGACCCCACCCCCAUGCUGUAAUGUAAUGUUCUCCAGUUAUCUCACUCACUCAGGACUCCCUUUGUCCAGAACACCCUCCCUGGUUGUGGGCUGUGUUCCUGUUCCCUUUUCUGAUUUCUCCAUAAUGAAGAUGAAGUUCUUAGAUCAUUUCAGAUUUAUUGGUUAAUUUUUAAAUGUAUUCUUUUUAUACCCUUCUGAUCAGUCAGAUAUAAUCGCACCAUCAUCUGGGACUGCUCAGUCCCCCCGUAUCAGUAACCAAAACUGUAGUUUAUUGUCUUAAGUUGAUGGUGUUUGUGUAUUCAAUUUUUUUUUUUUUGUUACUUAUAACACAUCCCCUUCAGUAUUUGAUUGUAAAGGUACUUCAAAAUAAGACAUCGUCAUACUUAUGUAAGACUUUUAAUGCUGAUCUUUAUUUUAUGAGAUACAUGAUAAAUGAGCAGAUACAUAGAUGUUAGCAUAAUUCCUGGACUUGUUUUUUUGGCUGUGGGGUAAAGCCACUGCUGGUUAGACUGUAUAUAGAAUGGACACCAUCUGCCUCCUCGCUAGGUGAAGCCACCAUGAGAACAGCACCCUCUGGUGACGGGCUGCAGUAUAUUUAUGCAAUCAUAAAUCUCACCUCCUCCAGCGAAGCUUAUGGAGCUGUGGACAAACUUUAAGAAAGUAAUUACACCGAAUAUAAGUUUUUCUCCCCCCACUUGCGAUGUUGCAGUCUUACAAUAACUUGUAGUUACUGUAAGACUGGUUUGUUCUGAAGUCCUCUUUUUUCUGUACAGCUCCAUUUUUAAAAGUCAUUAGGGGUUCUCUAUGACUGACACUUGAUACAGCCUAUGGGCGUACAAAGAUUGCGUAGGUCACCAGGGGGAUAUGCUGUUUGAGCCGGCGAGAGUCACAGCAACUCUCCCGCCAUAUGCGCACAAUACUUCUGUGCAAGUGGUGAAGUGGGUGCAACGCUACUGCGCAAUGUUGGUUUCAGGAAGUGAAUAAAAUCCCGGAAAUACUGAGAGCAGUUUGGCUUCAAAUUUUUCUAACGACGGAAGGCAGAACCAAGUUGUCCAUAGUAAAGUCUAUGGUAUUUCCAUUUCACUGAUGACUCCAUUGCAAACAAAAGCUGGUAUGAGCUUGUGUUACUAAAACUCUAGGCAGCUCCAUCUAUAAUCAUCUGACAUGAUGGUUGACAGCUACAAGUUUUUUAGUAACAUAACAGCAGGUAAUAUAACAAUAAAACAUACAAUGAGGAGCUUGACCAGACAGCUGUGUAAAAAGUAACACCCAUGUGCUGUGUGUACCAGCCAUACCAGCAAAGCUGCCAAAACAAAGGUUGAAAUAAUAUAAGUUCACUCACACAACUCUUAUUGUUGAGAUCUUUCGUGUCUUUUUCUGUCCUGUUAGUGAAGGCAUGUUGUUCACAGAACAUUGUGUUACGGACGAGACGGAUGAGUUUCUCUCCUUGGGAGCGGGUGGAGUGAGAUGGUGUGUCAGCAGUAGUCUGCAUUAUCGUGCUUAGACAUCUGAAGGAAUAAAAGAGCAGUGUUUUAUAGAUCUGUAACAUAAGUCUUUGUAUAUUUCACUUCACAGUUUUGUGGACAAGCUUGUGAAUAGCACAGUGAAUAGAUGACACAUGUUGGGUAUGGCUCGUGACUUUCGAUGUAAAAGUACUGCUUUGUGAUACACCAGUAUUUCAAAUGCUGAAGAAAUUAUAUGCAAAGACUAAAAACCCUGUUUUAUUUCACUGUAGUCUGGACUGAAACAAAGCAGGUGAUUGAAGCAAAUGCCCAUCUGUCCCAGACAUGUGUUUCCUGUUUAUUCCCCUCUCUGGGCUGGUUUCAGUUAAAGCUCCAGUCUGUUUGUGGCUGCUUGUUUCUCCUCCUCCCUCAGUUAACUCUCUAAGCGCUUAUGUUUUGCACACUGCCCAUGUUACUUCAUAUAUUUUAAUAGACAAUGUUGUUUUUUACUCCUAGCUGUUUAUAAAUUACACAUAUUUACUACUUUUAUCCUGUUAUUUACAUUCCAAUUAGGACUUUAAGCGUUGUUAUCUUUAUUUGUGAAUCAUAUGGAUUGGGGUGACUCCAAGCGCUCUUUUAAUGUCUUGUUGUGAAAGUUUUUCUUAUUUGUGGAAUCAGGUUAUCUUGUGAUUUUACUGUGAAGCCAAAGACAGUUUUCCACAUUCUGCACAAAUACAGCUCAUUCAUUCUUACAUUCGUUCUGCGGUUUCGGGAAGCUGUCGUUAAAAGUGUGAUAGCAGUCUUAAACUGGAUUAAAGUAAAUCAAAGAGUUUUUGCUUACAGUAGGUGUGGCCACCAUAAUGUCUCCCUUCACCAUUUCACAGUCAUAUUUGAUCAUGUCAUCAACAGUGGAUGCAUCUGGAGCAUAAUUAGGGGUAAACCUAACCUAUCAAAUUAUAAAGUCGAUGUCUGUAGCUGAUGUAUCAGUCUGUUUUUGGUGGUGUCUGACCAGAGCUGUGGUGUAUCAGUCAACUAUGAAAACUGAACGAUCUUGUUGAAUGUAGCGGGCUGCUUGCACGUACGUUGCUGGUUUGCCGAUGAACAUCUCACCUGACAAAGAAAUCAGACUGACACCUACCUGUCUAUCAAAAAUUCCACACUUGUUAAUAUUAUGACUGAGGUAUCUUAUUUCAUAUUAUUUAAACAGGUCAGUCAUCUGAUCAUGUAUUCCCUUUACAUUUGACCUGAAAAGAGAGAUAAGGAAUUAGAGACUGACAUUUUUAACUGUAUUAAACUGUGUAUUUUACUUAAUGUUAAAUUUUUCAGUGAAACAUAAAAAGAAUAUUAAACUUCUCGCUAGGGAUGCACGAUAUUUAUCGGACCGAUAAAAUAUCGGCCGAUUUGGGGAGAAAUUACGUCAUUUUUUAUCGGUCCGAUAGGUGCAUUUUUCCGAUAGAAAGAUCCGAUAUAUUAAUGAAAUUACGAGUAACGUUUGCAGGCGGAGUAGCCGCCCGUCCGAGACGCGCUGGUUAAGUCAUCUAUCGCGCCUUACUCGCAGGUCCCAAGCCUGACCCCGUCACUACCUGACAGAUAAUAAAAUGUCUUCACCAGCAUGGUCGUUUCUCUCAGUGAUGACAAGAUGACAGAAGAAAGAUGACAACAGCAUUGCUAUAUGCAAAACCUGUUCAGCGAGGAUUCCGAGAGGAGGAAAGAAGACGUCAAGUUUUAACACAACGAAUCUGAUAGCUCAUCUGAAAAGUCGCCAUCGCGGCGAAGCGGUAGUAAAAGAAUAUGAGACAGCCGCCGAAGCUGCUAGCGGUACUAAAGCUAAGACAACAACACUACGGAGGAUCGAUGUCCCCAUUCAGCAGGCGUUUAAAAACUGCAAAAGCUUCUCAAGAGACAGCGAAAAGGUUAAAGCCAUUAACGACAAAGUGAUGGAGUUCAUAGCGGUCGACGACCAGCCUUUUUCCAUCGUUGAGAACCCGGGUUUUCGUAAGUUAUUAGCACACUUGGAGCCACGCUACACUCUCCCAAGCCGCCGCUUCUUCUCGGAUGUGUCCCUUCCUGCACUCUAUGAUAUUGUCGCCACAUACAUUCACAACCUGAUCGACAAGAACGGACUGCACGUGAGUUUUACCACAGACAUAUGGACGUCAGAUGUUAGUCCGGUCAGCAUGCUAAGCCUAACGUCUCAUAAUAGCUCCUUUACAGUUUACAGUUCUGUUGAACAGUUCAGGGGAUCAAAUGAAGUUCUGCUUUUUGCUCUGUUAUUGUUAUUUAUAGCAAAUGACCACAUUUGAAGAGCCAAAAACUUUUGUUUGUUGUUCUAGAUAGGCCAGAGCAACAAAAAUAUCAGUUUUCAAUCGCUGCAUCCUGCACAAACUGCAGAUUAUAUGAAGAUUAUAAUAAACGUAAAAAUAUGAAUUUAUCGGUUAUCGGUAUCGGUAUCGGCCAUGAGAAGAAGAAAAUUAUCGGUUAUCGGUAUCGGUUGAAAUUUUUCAUAUCGUGCAUCACUACUUCUCGCAUAUGGGGUUGGUUUCAUGCCAGUUCUGGUACCUCUGCACUGUCACUCUGACAUGACGUUUUGAAGGUGAAGCAUAGGCUCAUUUGUGACUAAAUGGAAGGACAUAUAUCGUUUUUAGUCACAGGAUGAUUAUGAUAUAUUUUUUUUCUUCCUAGUUUAAAAACUUUAAAGUUAGUUUAACCACCUCUGAUAAUUUUUUUUAACUCAGUCCCUCUUUGAAUAUUUGUCUUGUCUCUCAAACUUUCCACAAAAUCCUCAUGCAGACUCCUCCUCUGUUUUCCAUUAGCCUGUCAUGAUUAAAAUUAAGAUUGUGCAACAGGGAGUUUUUUAAAAGACCCAGAUGAUUCGAAGAGUGCUUUUUCAGUGUGGGAACAUAAUGACCUGUGAUCAGGCCUCUACAUAAUUCUGUUUCAACUAGAACAUUUUAAUGUGUCCUAAGCACAUUGGAUCUUCCUGUCUUUGAGAUAACACUACUUACAGUAAAUGUAAUGCUGCUUUCUGUCUGGUUGUUUCACAGAAUUUAGAGGUAUAAGAGUUCUUAUAAACACAGGUACAGACCUGGUUCUGGUCCUCAUAAACCUCUCAGAGUAGUUAGAAAUCUCAGCUUUAGAACAUGUGUCCUGACUCUGCAGUGUUACUCAACUCUUAGUGUGUUUGUCUUGGCUUCAUUUCUGAUUUUUUCUAUUCCAGCUGCUACACAGCAAACCAAUCAGGCAUGCUUAUUCAGCAUCAUUAUAACACUAGAGUCAUGGAAACAUUAAAUAAAGUCCCUAUGUAACUCUCGAAAAUGUAACAUAUAUCAUGAUUUCCUUUGCCUGUGUUUGUCUUAUGUUCUCUGACUGUCACAGUGCAGGAUUGUGUUGAACUGGGCAGGUGUUUGGAGAGGGCAAAGUGAGCGAAGUUAGAGUUGGAAUGCAGGGAGUGAUUGAAGGACUGGAACAUUACGUAAUAUUACUGAAUACUGAUAAACACUUGUUUACAAAGACCAGCCCUUUGGUUAUUUACCUCAUACUAGAGCUGGGCAAUAUGGGAAAAAGUUUAUCACAAUAUAUUUUUUUAUAUCAGUCAAUAUCAAUAUAUCACAAUAUAAAAAAUGAAAUUUAACAGUGCUUAUUGGUGGCAUGUCUUUUGCAAUACAAUAAGCUACUACUAAAGUUCGUAAAUUUCCUCUUACCUGUUUUUACCCAAUAUUCACCUUCACAUCCCAGGUUUAUUGUGUGUAAAUGCCAGAAGUGAGUUUUAUGAUGUUUCACUGUCCAAGUUGGAUGCUAUAUUGUGCGAAUGUAUUGUUUACCGUGAAUACGGCUAUCUCAUGCUACUCUAUGUUCAUGUUAUGUAUGGUGUGAGCUGUACUAAUAGUUGCUGUGUAUCUUUAUCAGCAGAACCACAGUCAAAUAAGUCCACCACUAAACUGGACAUCUGUAUCUGUGUCUUUUAGCGGGAACACACACCAUACACCUCGCCGCUCUAAACCCAGCUAAAGCCUGGAGUACGCACUUUUCUUCUUUUUAAUGCCGACUAUCGAAAAAGCAUAUCAACUAUGUUUUAUAUUGAUAUCGAGGGAAAUUAAAUUAUUAUGAUAUAUAUUGUUAUUGUUUUAUCGCCCAGCACUACCUCAUACUAUUAUCAGUGUUUCUAGGGGCUUCAUUUCCCAGUCACCAAAACAGACAUUUGAAUUAGCCAACUCGUCUCAAAACUGAGUAAUUGUAUUGAACCAGGCCAAAGACAGGGUCACAGAGUCAGAGUAUAUGAUACCUAAUGGUUUGCCUGAUGAGGCUACUACCAGCAGAGCUAGCAACAGCAGUCUUCAUACAUACAUAUUUAUGUAUAUAUGUAUGUAUGUAUGUAUGUAUGUAUGUAUAUGUAUGUAUAUGUAUGUAUAUAUUUAUGUAUACAUAUAUGUAUAUAUGUAUAUAUAUGUAUGUAUAUAUAGACAUAUAUACAUAUAUGUAUAUAUGUAUAUGUAUGUAUAUAUAUACAUACAUAUACACUCACCGGCCACUUUAUUAGGUACACCUGUCCAACUGCUCGUUAACACUUAAUUUCUAAUCAGCCAAUCACAUGGCGGCAACUUAGUGCAUUUAGGCAUGUAGACAUGGUCAAGACAAUCUCCUGCAGUUCAAACCGAGCAUCAGUAUGGGGAAGAAAGGUGAUUUGAGUGACUUUGAACGUGGCAUGGUUGUUGGUGCCAGAAGGGCUGGUCUGAGUAUUUCAGAAACUGCUGAUCUACUGGGAUUUUCACGCACAACCAUCUCUAGGGUUUACAGAGAAUGGUCCGAAAAAGAAAAAAUAUCCAGUGAGCGGCAGUUCUGUGGGCGGAAAUGCCUUGUUGAUGCCAGAGGUCAGAGGAGAAUGGCCAGACUGGUUCGAGCUGAUAGAAAGGCAACAGUGACUCAAAUAACCACCCGUUACAACCAAGGUAGGCAGAAGAGCAUCUCUGAACGCACAGUACGUCGAACUUUGAGGCAGAUGGGCUACAGCAGCAGAAGACCACACCGGGUGCCACUCCUUUCAGCUAAGAACAGGAAACUGAGGCUACAAUUUGCACAAGCUCAUCGAAAUUGGACAAUAGAAGAUUGGAAAAACGUUGCCUGGUCUGAUGAGUCUUGAUUUCUGCUGCGACAUUCGGAUGGUAGGGUCAGAAUUUGGCGUCAACAACAUGAAAGCAUGGAUCCAUCCUGCCUUGUAUCAACGGUUCAGGCUGGUGGUGGUGGUGUCAUGGUGUGGGGAAUAUUUUCUUGGCACUCUUUGGGCCCCUUGGUACCAAUUGAGCAUCGUUGCAACGCCACAGCCUACCUGAGUAUUGUUGCUGACCAUGUCCAUCCCUUUAUGACCACAAUGUACCCAACGUCUGAUGGCUACUUUCAGCAGGAUAAUGCGCCAUGCCAUAAAGCUGGAAUCAUCUCAGACUGGUUUCUUGAACAUGACAAUGAGUUCACUGUACUCAAAUGGCCUCCACAGUCACCAGAUCUCAAUCCAAUAGAGCAUCUUUGGGAUGUGGUGGAACGGGAGAUUCGCAUCAUGGAUGUGCAGCCGACAAAUCUGCGGCAACUGUGUGAUGCCAUCAUGUCAAUAUGGACCAAGCUCUCUGAGGAAUGCUUCCAGCACCUUGUUGAAUCUAUGCCACGAAGAAUUGAGGCAGUUCUGAAGGCAAAAGGGGGUCCAACCCGUUACUAGCAUGGUGUACCUAAUAAAGUGGCCGGUGAGUGUAUAUGUAUAUAUAUUUGUAAAUAUAUAUAUGUGUAUAUAUAUAUAUGUAUAUUUGUAUAUGUAUAUAUAUUUUUAAAUAUAUACAUGUAUUUAUAUAUGCAUGUAUGUGUAUAUAUGUAUGUAUGUAUGUAUGUAUGUAUAUAUAUAUAUAUGCAUAUAUUUUGUAUUUUUACAUGAAGAAUGGAUUAUAAAGCUGAAAGGUUGAGAACCGUUCUGAGCUGUUGGGGAAAGAUAAGUUUUCAUACCUCCUGACUAAAGAAGUUAGACUCCUUUCUUGCCUGACAGCUGCUGCUUCCUGUUUUCUGUUCAGUGUGCUCCUCCUCAUUGAUUCGUUGUCCUCAAUAUGUUAUCUGAGAUACACACACCCACCACUCUAUGGCUUCCUCUUUUUUUAGCAUCAGUCUCUUACUUAUAUCUGCGUAAGGCCAUCAGGGUUCAUGUACCUUUUGUUUAUUGUCAAAGACUUAACAGACAUAGUACAUUCCUCCAGUUUUCUUGUCUUUCUAAAAAUGAUCAUAACAUAACACUGAGCUUUAACAUUUCCACAUAUGAAGAAAUUCUCCUUAUCUUGCUCUUGAACUUCACUUUUAAGACUAUUGCACAAUAAAACCCCACUCCAAAUCCACUCAGUGUGGUUUUGACAUGGAGUGACGUUCCUGUUACGAUCACAAACAAACCAAUUACCGGGAUUAACACAGCUCUUUGGUAAAAGUCUGGUUAGGAUGAGGCUACUGUUUUAUGGCUAUUUAAUGUCCACACCCUUGGAUGUGGUCAGAAACAAUAGCUAUUAGCUGUUAGUAGUACUCUCCUCAGCUAAGUGUUGAGUCAAUGAUAUUGACGUGCCCACAUUUCCAUUAUCAAAUGAAUGGUGACACUGCUGUAGGCAAAACAGCACACUCCUUCACUUCCUAAUGGGUUUUUUGGAAGCGAUUUUAAGGAGGUGAGGACCACUCACUGAUUUGCAACAACUUCUAUAUUUUAGAACAACAUUAAAUCUUACACUUUAGAGGGAAGGCUUUUUCUUUUCAGACUUGUUGCAAUCUCAUUUGUUGGUUAAAGUUAUUCUAUUUAGUAGCAUGAAAGUUACUGUCAUGAGUUGCCAAAUGUAAAAAGAAAAUGCUGACACUACUAAAUUGUGUACUACCAACCUCUGACCACAAGUCAUUUCCUGGCCUAGUUUUGGCACUCUUUAUAACAAUGGUGAUAAAGUUGAUGACAAGACUUAAAGGGAUAUUCCGGCCUAAAUUUAAGUUCUGGUCAAACAUACUGUAACACGGAGUUAGACACCCCCUCGAGAGAUGAAUGUUGCCGACUGCUUGCUUCUCUAGUUGUACCAACUUUAGUCAUGACUGCACAGUGGUCUAUGUCUCCACGUGCAAACCUCAAACAAAUAGCCACUCUAUAGCCACAAAUAAUGCUCAGAACAGCACCUAUCUUCAUCAACAGUACAUAUAGGGUCCUAGCCGUAGCACUAGCCACCAAACACCUUUUAGCUUUGCCUGGUUUCUGUAGCAAAGAGACCAAACACAACUCACCCACUCUCCUCCAGCAGCCGCCUGUUUUUGGGGGGAGCCCUGACGAGUCGAUCUCAGUACAGUGGAGUUUCACAGCUCAAGGAAGAACAUUUAUGAUUGUUACUUCAUGGAAAUGCAAUCAGACCGAGGUGCUAAGGCAGAAGAACUACUGCGUCUGCAGUGCAAAAUAAUUAUAAUGAUGGUUAUUACUUCAAGGAAAUGAUCUGCUUAAAUUUACGCCGGAAUAUCUCUUUAAGCUAAUAAUGAGUAACGACUUAAAUUAAUCAAACUACCGACACAAGAAGCUGUAAAAUAGAGGAGAAAUCAAGUCAAAUGGUUGAUCCUUGUGCAAAACCACACUGUGAAAUCACAGUCAUCAAUUACUACUCCCUAAGAGUAAGAGCGCUAUGUCAAUUGUUGAUAGAAAAUGUAAUUUAAUGAAAUGCAAAUAAUUCAGAGCCAACAUUAAACUGUAAAUUGUGCAAAAGCCAAUAAUGAAAAGAUUCUUAUUUUCAAACAUAACUUUUCAUUUUUUUGCUUGUUGUUACAAGGUGUGUGGAGGCUUGAUGUGGAUGUCAUAAUGUACUGAAAUGAUCUGAUACUGGAAUAACACAAAAUCACUCCAACAUGAAACUGCAACACAAAAUUAUGUAAACAACAAUCUCAGAAAAGCUAUUUUUUAAAAUACAGAUUUAUUUAUGGGUAUCACACCCCAACCGGUGUGUUAAAAGAAGGGACAAAUGCAAGGACAUCUCUCUCUCUCUAAUCACCUACUGAGCGUAUUAAUGGCUGCUUACAGAAAGCCAGGACCAGAGAGCAUGAGGAGAUCACACUAGUUUAUGGAUUGUGCUAAAAAUGCUAACCAGUGCAACUUGGACUACACUUGGGCAAUCUGCACUGGUUAGCUUUUAAGAGAGAAGAUUUUCAGAGGAAGAAGUUGCUGUUAAGGAACAGUUUUUUUUUUUUUUUAAAUGACAAGGUUACCUGAAUUACCCUUUUUCUUCUCUGGUAAUGAAUACCUUUCCCUAUCUCCUGUAUUUAACAGGGUUACUCGUAUUCCCUUGACCAGAUGUUGGUAAUACCAUGAACAUCUGGUAAAGCAUCCAACAUCUGGCUCUGAGAGCCUAUCAUAUCCCUCUAAAUUUUCACCCGAGACCUUGUGACUUAUUAUUGAAGGGUUAGAGAGGGCUCUGCUUUUAUUGGAGAUGAAAUCCUCAAAUAUUUCACGUCAAUCACAUCUCAGAUAUAGAAAGUUUGAGCAUGACAAACAGGGAUUUGUCUGUAUUUGUGUGUGCAGUGUUGCCAUCAAACUGUAAAAUAGUGACACCAUCUGGAGAAAGGAUGACUUACUUAUCUGUGUGUGUGUGUUUGUGUGUGUGUUGGUGCAUGUGUCUGUGCGGCUGCUGUGCCAACUGCCUUAGGUCAUCAGAAAGUAGCUUUGCCUUCCUUUGGGAUGUCACAUGAUUUCAUUGUUGUCCUCACAUGACUGUGGCUGAUUUGAACUUUACAUUGAGGUCAACAUUUAGAAACAAAUAGAAGGGCUCAGAUACUCUUUUACUGCUAAAGACAUUUAACUUUUGAUAUUAAAGGAACAUAUGCAUGUCAGAUACUGUAAGUUUCACUUCUCCUUUGAUGCCACCCAAUACAAAGCCAGUAAUGGGUCAAGAAAUACCACUGUUGCCAGAUGGGAAAUAGAGAAUUAUCAUACCAGAGACUUAAAAUUAUUGUAUUUUUGGGAAAAUUAUCAUACACCCGUCAUAAUCAAAACAACAAUCUUACUGUUAGUCACAUAUAGUCACUUUGUUUAGUGUCCCACAGGCAAUCCUGGUUUUGUGGCUACAGUUUUGUGGUCAUUCACCGCCUCACCCCACAUCAGUCUCCUUUAAACAAAUGACAGGUGGGAACUAAUGAGCCAAAUCAUGAGACCUUGAGGCCACCUACUUUUCUGAAACAGGUAUCAUAAUAACUGAUGAGGAAAUGAAGAGUAAUCUGACUUCACUUUGUGAAACAGGUUUAUUUCAAGAGCCUCAAUUAUAUACUCAAUAGUAUUCUAGUUGUUGAUCUUGUGGAGGACUCAUAGACAUUACAUACAAUAGCUUGUUGUCUGUUCUUGCCUGGUAACAUUUUUUUGUCUUGUCCUGUAAAGGUGUUUUUUGAAUGUCCCUUUCUGCUUGAAAACAGGAAAGCUUUCUUGGUGAAGAUUCAGUCAUGCUUGUGAAGCCUCUUUUAUGAACAGGAACUCAUUCUGUGCAGCAUUUAUUAAUGUACUCUUUUCUAACCCAUCUCAUGGUAAGUGUUUACAUAUGGGCAUAAGGACUCGGUAGUAAGCGGCACUAAGUAACAUUGAUCCCACCAGUCCAGGAUCAACCAUAAUCUCUCCUUUUUUCUGAAACACUUGAGCAUUUUUCACAUUAGCACCUUUCUUUUAGAUUUACACAACUGAUGUGGAAUCAAUGAAGAAACAGUUUGCCUUAUUUUAUAGGAUUGAUGUUUUGUACCUUAUAAACCUUCAAACCUUUAUGGACACUACUACACACUGUCAAUAUACCCCCCUCCUCUCUCUGUGUCCUCUGCCUCCCCUGCCCAUACUCUGUGUGUUGCAUAACCAUCAGUGUUGUUUACCUGAAGGGUUUAAAGGCUUAGGACAUAAUAAAGUGCAACACACAGACACUUGUGCACACACACAUAUACACACACAAGAUAACUCUAACAGUAUCCAUCUGACAUCAAACCAAGUGGGGCUUGAUACUCCUAAAUCCUUCUUACCGUGUGAUUUGAUAGCCCCCCUUUAAGCUCUGCCUUGACACAUCUGUCAAUCUAAUGAUGAUGACGGCUGAUGUUCAGUUGUGUCUUAACAUGGCGGCUGAAAGCUGAGUGAACAUUACAAGGUUUUAAUUCAGCAUGUUUUUCAACAGAUUAAAUGUAAAGUUUUUUGUGUUUCCCUCUGGAUGCUCUCGAUAUUCUCAAAAAAGUUUAUCUCCACAGUGAGUCGUGAUUACUACUGCAGCCCAGUGAUGACAGACUUCACACAUAGGCGGCUCCCGAGCCACACUUUACCUGUCUCUUCUGAACACCUGCCAGUUUGCCUCUUUCGAAGGCAGCUCACCUGACUAACCACAAACCAGUGGACGGACAGAAGACUGCAGCCGAGAGCGAGCUCCUGUGUGUUUUAUAAAAAGUUCAGGAUUAGCUUGAUCUGGUUAAGUGAUUAGUGCCCACUUCACAUGCUUGUAGACGGACAGAUUACCAAGAGCCAAGACAAAGGUAGACGGUAGAGGUUCAGACCUUAAGGUAAAGACUGGGGCAAGACUGGGAAUGCGUCUGUCAGGUCUGUCUGUAUGAUACAUGUAACCAUUUUUUUAAGAGGAUACAAAAGUUGUUCUUAAACUCAACUUGAGUGUUUGAUAUAAACAACAACAUAACAAGGAACCUUUAAAUUUAGAAAUUGUGACAUACAUAGCUUUUCGUUCAUUUACUCAAUAAGUUUAUACAAAAUAAGAGUAUUUAUACACUUGAAAUUUUUACAAUAAAUUAAAGGAACUUUCAGUUUGUGUGCUGCCUUCAUGGAUAAAUCAUGGCGGCACAUGUCAAUGUGAUGUGUAGAUAGCAUACAGCUCAUUGCUCAUUUUUAAAAAAUUACAUUUCAGGUCAUUGUUACGUAUUGGGUCAAUGUUACAUAUUGGGUCAUUGUUACAUAUCAGGUCAUUGUUACAUGUUGGGUCAUUGUUACAUAUCAGGCUAAGCCUUAAAAAUAAAUUUGAAGAUCUUUGUCCAUUUUGAAGAAAACCCUCUAAAUCUUUGUAUUUCUUUCAAGUGUCCUUGCUGUUUACAAAGCAAUGCAGGAGCCAAGUUUUGACAGACUGACUUUACAAAAUGCGUCUCAGAUAAACCAUUGUAGUGUGAAUAUAGUGUGCAGUUAAUUUCAAUGAUUCAGUGAUGUCAAGUGAUCCCUGCUUAAUGACAGCAUGACUAUUUUACAGGCGUUCCAGUUUUUAUUGAUUUUAUUUUAUUUGUUUUGUUUUGUUUUUUUAUACAGGUUUGAUCCUUAAUGCCUAUAACUAAUACUCUUGUUGUCUUGUGUGUUAAGUCAGGAUAUUGCAUUUUUUUUCUGUGAAGCAAAAAGCAUUCAUUCAUUCAUUCAUUCUCCACAACUGAGGGCAUAUAACAGGUCACAGCGUGCUGACCUGAGGAUGUCUUUUAGAUCCUAGAGGUCUGUGGUGAUUCACACACUCCAAACGGUGCCCUGUCAGCUUUUGGUGAUAUGGUUACCUGCGGUCAUCAGUUGGAUUAGCAGCACCUCUGUUGUUAACUCAUAAAUGGCAGCUCACAGGCAGAGUAAUUCCUUAGUAUUUUCUAUGAGUUUGAUUCAGUGCAUUUUACUUUUGAUUGGCGACUGAACUGCUGGGAGUCUUAUACCAUAAAAUGCACCAUUCAAAAACGCAGUGAUGUUUUUAUUUUGGUGCGCCGACAAAAUAUGAGGAAUCCAUUUUUUUUUUUUAUUCGGACCUUCAUCACAUCAUGGUUAGUGUGUUGACUGUAACAGCCCGUGUGCAUACACUAAAUAGCAGCUUGCAUGUCAGAGAAAACAGGAGCUUCUGUGUGCAUAGAAAAAUUGAUAAAUUCAUGCGUUGGACAAAACCUGAGGCCAAACAUUUACUUUGAUGACCUCUUGGGAAUUGAUGAUAAAUUUUUAAAAAAGGACUUUUAGCUUUCUGUGUAGGUUUUAUCAUUAUCCAAAUGACAUUUCUUGUUUGUUUACAUUAAAACUUCUUUUAGGAUAGCUGGGAUUGCAUUGUUUCAAUGAUAGUCUCAGAUAUAAUUCAAUGUGCCGUCCUUUUGGUGCUGUGCUUUGUGCUCUCUGAGGUCUGCCGAUUGAUUGACCAUCCUUACCUAUAACACCCUGGAGGUCAGUCAGGAGGUCAGAUUGGAAAUGGAACUACUCACUCAGGCAGGACCUGCAGUUCAAAACUGCAAACACUCAUUGAUUCAAAAUGAUAUACUGCCCAGCUUUUACUUCAGAUGGACAAUGUUUGCUUUCCCUGUGCCUAAAGCAGAUGAAUGUCCUCCAGACUAAAGAGAAGUACAUUUCUUUUGACACUUUUACUUCUUAUGAGCUCUCUCACUGUCUCAUCUCUCUUGUUUGUUGUACCUCUGUGUGUACAUCAAGCUAUUCAUUAUUCCAUACCCCUACAGCAGGAGCUGUCUGUUUUACUACUGCUUUCUGCUUACUUUGCUCCUCCCCCUUUGUGUGUCUAAGUGUGUGUGUGUAUUUUCAAACAUGCAUGCGCAUGAGUGUCCAGCAGGGAUCAGAAGAUCAGGACGACUGAGGAAAGGGAGACGUGUGUGUGUGUAUGUGUGUUUAGUGCAUGAAGAGUUGACGGCGGCAGGGUGGGAGGGUGCUUUGUGAUGCAUGACUGAUGUCGCUGACAUCGUCGUCACAGGCCACUUUUUUUACACACACACAUACACACACCCACACACACACACACACACACGCUGUCACAGAAAUAGCUGAUCCUCACAUUAUCCACGCAGCGCAGGCAGCAUUCCUGACUUCUGCACCUCACUGGCUGUGUCUGUAUACUUUGGACCCCCAUUACUGGAGCUCCUCAGGGACCACUACUAGGACCCCCCUCCCUUCCACCCCCUUUUUUUGCCCCACUCCUCAGGAUGGAGCAGAGGAGAGGCUCUCGGCGGAAGGGUAAGCUUUUCGUAACUAAAAUACUGGCAUCACUUACCUGGAGCUCAUUAACAGAGGCGUACCUUUUUUUUUUUUCUUUUUUUUUUAUGCUCUUAGAUUUUUGUUUUCUAAAUUGACGGUUGCUUACGUGAUUUACAAGCUACCUGGUGCACUUGAAUUAAAUUUAGUUUACCUUGUGUUAUGGUUCUUCUCAAAGUUAAUCGUUCUAGCAAAGACGAGUCAGUGGGAGGAGUUUGCUGGUUGUGUCUCCUAUCUUUGUUUAUCUUUUAGAAGUGAUGCCAUGGCUUUAUGGCAAACAGCUCUGUGGUGGUCUGUUGUUAGCGAGUGUUAAAAGUCAUGAUGCCUUUGACCAAAACCUUGUAUCAUAAAGGUGACAGGGCAAAAGUAUGGCUGCCUGUCUGAUCAUUAUCGUUUAGAAAUGUGCUCUAAAAUGCAUGCAGAGUUGGUUGAUUGUUGUCAGACUGUUGGAUAAAGUGCAUUAAGGGUGUAAGUUUGUUUUGUUUACUUCUCCUGUGUUUCGUUUUACUCUAACCUUCAGCAAAAAGAACUGAUUUUUUGGCAUGCGCUUUCCCUUCUGCUCCCUGUUUCUCUUUUUUUUUUUCUUGGUACAGUGAGCCAUGAGCUAACUCCGGUAGUGCUAGGCAGCUUACAGCGUCGUCACCGAGUGCAGCUUAACGGUUAUAAAUAGGAUGCAUGGUCAUUUAUUACCACAGUGACCAGAGAGGCUGAGCCGAACCAUUAGCACAUCCUUAAUGUACCUGUACCUGCUGGUGGCUCUGUACCAAUCAAUGAGCAGAGUGCUGAUGAGUGCUGACUUGAGCCUGAGCUUGUGUCCGUCUCCUGCAGGCUAGCGGUGUAAUCGCAAACACACAGGACUUAAAAAACGGAUAGUGCAAAAUAUUAGUGAAAAAAAAAGUGACAUUUAGUCCUUUAUUGACGUCAAAUGUCAGACUGACAUCUGUCGUGGCGAAUUAUUUUGAGACAGUUUGCAGGAUGUUGUGCGGGGGUCAGGGAAUCCCACUCUCUUAUGUAACAUCCCUGACUGUGAUGCUCUUAAACCUUCAGUCAUAAAGGGCGGUCAAACAUGUGUCAGCAGCCAGGAUUUUCACAACCAUCUGCACUUGUAACAGCUCUGUCCUGAUGCUACACCAUGACUUUGACCAAAAGUUGUCACAGUUUGAACCAUGCUUACUUAUUUAGAGUUUGUAAACUAUGGGCGUCUUUUGCUGGAGUUCACUAUAAUUGAUUGUAUCACAAAAUCCAGGAGAGACAACUACAUUGGUAGGGAUUCUCUUUGAAUUAACAUCACUUACAAAUAAAAUGUUCUGAUUUAAAAAUAGUAAAGAAAAACAAACCUUACUGAGACCUGAAAUAAUACCAUCCAAUCAUUUUAUUAGGACUACAAAUAUCAUGCAGUGUUUCCCACAGAAUGACGACAUACCUGUGACAAUGGACGGCUACUGGGAAAGGACAAUUAAAAAUACUGGAAUGCAUUAUCUUCUGUAAAGGUUAUGUCAUAGUGCUUUCUCCUCCACAAGAUCUUUCUUUACAUUCAAAAACUAACUUUUUAGUUUAUGAACUUUCCCCAUCACAUAAAUAAGGUACACCUUUACCUUUCCCUUGUCUAUAAACACUCCAGAAUUAUCCACCUAGCCUCCAUCUUUCCUGUCAUCUAUGAGUGUCUGAUCUUUUGAAAGUAGUCAUCAGUAAUACAUUUUGUUGAGAUGCCCAAAACACAACCUCGUGUUCAACAAUGUUUCACAUGAUAUUAUGAAGGCAUAACAGGUACCUAUCAUGUGGACAAAGCUUGUUGAUGAUGAGAUGUUGCUCCUUUAUCAUUAAAAAAGACAUACUGUCCCUCUCUAAAAACAUCUGCAGCAGAUCAUGUGUACCGUGCUGCAAACAAUGAGAUGCAAAUAAGAAUCUGCACUAUAAUUUUCUUUAUUAAUAAAAAAUAAAAAUAAAAAUGGCAAAUAUCAAAAUAAGUGAUCAGCCCAUCCAGGCAUUGUCAACAUCUGGGAAACACUAUAGGGCUGCAUCCAAUUGUUUUCUUGUGCAUUUGCCUUGCAGUGUAAUAGAGGAGACAGUGCAAGUUAGUUUGUUCAGAGCUGCAGCUUUGACAUUUUAUUUUGUGCAUUUAUUUAAAGCCUAACUUGCUCUUUUAGGUUUAAAAAAUCAUGCCUUUCCUAGCACAAAUGAUACAGUUAAUUAAAGGUAGAGUGCUUGAGUAAAAUACUUUUACUAUCAUUAAAAUAAGCUUUAAUAUAUGUAGGUUGUGUCAAACUACUUGAUGCAUAUUUUUAUUCAAUAUCCGGUGCAUCUUUCAUGGAUAAUUGAGUUUGUAAAGGGAGGUCAGUUAAGUACUGAUCCAGAAGUGGCCUUGCUGCUUUUUUGUGCUUUGCAGUCAAAGUUAACAGAUGAUGGUAGUCAAACUAGUUUGUAGUGAGGUGUUUCUUUAUUUGUUUAUCAGUUAAACAACAGGAGUAAAAGUCUGGCAAUUGAACAAAUACAAUACAGACUUUUCUGUAUUCUUCUGGGAUCACACAUCUGGACUGCUCAGUAAAUCACCCUUCAUAUGUACCCAAGCUGAAGAGCACAGGGACAACCACAAUGUGAACAAAAACUAAAAAAAUUCUUAAUUUGGCUUGUCAAGAGUUAAUAGGCUCAUUAAAAAAAAAUCAUUAUUGACACAUUAUUUACCUAUUAUUGUGUUAAAAACAAGUUGUCAUCUCACUUGCAGACAGUGCCUAUUUAGCACAAUAAGAAGUGCUCAUGUGUUGAUUAACAAUGGGUUAGAAAAGAUGUUGGUUCCAAGGUUCAUUUAUUGACUGAAGGAAAGUGUUACAAAUAUAAAGCCUCCAAUCAAAACCUCAAAAUCGAAUUACUCUGAACUUACCAUGUUUGCAGGUAAAGGUGUUCUCUUAUGACUAUUUUGAGUAGCAAAACCAAGUCCAGGUCUCAGUUUCACACAUUAGAGUUGCACCACUCUAAGAAGUGUUUGGGUGUUUUACCAGAGGGUUUAAUCUCUACAAAUUUGUCCAUGGUCUUUGCCUCUCUCAUUCUACGAAGCCUCUGGCAAAGUCAUGUUUUAGGGGGUUAAUGAGGCUUAACCCAAGGACGUUCUGCACGCCACCUGUACUAGUAGCACUCGUACACACAUCUAAGCACUCACACACGCAGACUUGGGCAUGUCGUGUUCUCACCAUCGAAUACAGUUGCAUCCACCCAUCACCAGUUACACAAAACAGUCUCACCCCUCUCCUUGGGUCCCUUUUUAUAAGUUGCUGAGAGAAAUUGAGUCAGCUGGAUUCAGUAUUCAGUCUGUUCUUAGUAAGUAAGGUUUAAUUAAAUUGCUGUUAAUUAAUUGAUUAAUUUAUCCUAGCAGAGAAAAAGAUUUAAAGUUCUGGUUUACAGUUAAACUUUGCUCUCCCAUGAUUAUACAGCUCAGUCCACAGCCCCUUAACACUGGAUACAUGCCACUGAAGAGAGAGAGAGAUAGAGCGAGUAUUGUCCAUUGUAGUUUGAACUCAGUAAAUGAAGGAUGCAGAUGUAGUCCGGAUCUAAAUACUGACUGAGAGGCUAUAAAUAAGCUGGCAGCUAAUUCUCAGCCUCCUGACAUCUUGUGUCUGCUGGUUAUUUGGCUCAAGGUAAAAAACAACAACAAAACAAAAAUGGAAUGAUUCUAAAACUGUUGACAAGGUUUUCAGGCUAACAUGCUCCUGGUUCAGUUGAUUUUUUUCUGUAACAAAGUAGAAAAAAAAAAAAAAUGAGGUGUGGUUUCCUAAAAGUGACUGAUGAUUACAACCAUUGGUCUCAGGGUGUGCUCAGACCAAAACUGACUUAUUAUGUUAAGUUUUCACAGUUAACUUUAUACUAUUUAACUUGAAACAAAUAGGCGUGUAGCUGAUUGUCACUAAAGUCAACCAGUGCUAGAAUAUGGGAUGCAUUAGUCGUUACAAAGUAAUAUCUGAUUAAUAAAUGCAAAUUUAAAAAGUUGGAGUUUUCAAGCUCUUGCUUGUUCCCCAAGUCUCUAUGAUGUUGUUAACGUGAAACAUUCAAUCCACUAUUUGCAAAUCACAAAAAAAGGUGAUAGAUACAGUGCAAAAAAUAGGAGUUUAGCACCACAGUGUAACUGAAUUGUUCAAUGAAGGAGGUUGAAGUAGCUCUUUAUGCUGGAAGCCACUGUCAUAAAACAAUAGGAGGACAAAGGAGAAGCAGCAGCGACAGAAGAAGACAACUUAGUAACCAGUGAGCUGGCUUACCUUUAUUGCAGUGUGUGUAUGCUCAUGCAGUUAAAAUUAUCUUGAGGAGAUGCAAGUUGGAUUUGAUAGUGUCUCUUUUUUCUUGGUUGUUAUUUUUCUGUAAAUAUCAUGACAAAGUCAUCAUAGGCAGUUUUUUUUUUGGCCAGGAUUAUCAUGAAGUAAAAAGAUUGUAGCGAGACAGCCCUCGUUCAUAGGGACAUAGUAAGCCAGACUGCACCAGAUUUACAGUGGCACUGGGAUACAGAACUUAAAAUGUUAGUUAAUAUCAGGAAAAUCUGUUAAAAUCAAGAUAUUAUGUUGGCAAAAUUGCUUGAUUUCUUUUUAAGAGAUAUCAUUAUCUAAACAGGUAAAUGUUGUUUUACUUUUGGUUUGAACACAAAAAAAUAACAGAGUAUUCCUUUAUUGUCAGUACAGUAUUGUUUAUUUGAAGAAAGAAUCUUUAGCCUGAGUGUAGAAUCAGUUAUUCACGUGGGUGUCUUUUCUAAAACCAUUUCUCACAGGGUACUUAUGUUUUCAAUGAACAUUCUUUAAAAAUAACAUGCCCUUGAGAGCUUCAUUGACCAGUUCCAUCUCGAAUGUUUCUCUCCUCCUCUUUGGUUCUCCCCUGAGGACCAGAUGUACGUUUCCCAACAUUUACAUCAUUUGCUUAUUAUGGAGAAGUAAGUGUGUGCCGUGCAAUUUCAGUAUUCUUGGACCAACAUGAGAAAAGCUGAUGUUAGGAGUUUGUGCAAUGCACUAUGGGUAAUAAUGUCAAAGAUCAGCCCCUCGUUAUUUUCAGUUUGUGAUCAGUCAUCAUAGCUGUGCUGGUUUUUUCCCAGGGGAGCAGAGCUGGACUUGGUUGAAGACAUUUUUUUUAAGCUUUUUCUGAUAUAAAUGCCAAAAUACCAACCCUUCACCCAACAUACAAACUGCUAUCUAGCUUAAACUGAAUCUUUUAUCAUUGAGUGAUUUGCUUUGUCACUGUGUACGGAUACCUGAGCAGGUGAUUCAAGGAUGUUCGACUGAAGGUCACUCAGUCCUCCUGCACUUUUGUGUUGUCCCAUGAGAAGAUGCCCAGAUAUUUAUAGGUCGUAAUUUGUCACAGAAUUUCCAGGAAACAGAGUGAAUUAGUCCAACAUGUGAGAAGUACACAAAGACUUACAUCUGCUAACUAGGCCAUAAUAUUUUCUACUGUAACUGUACAUGAAUCUAGAGCACGUCCCUGAGGACCGUUCACUGCAGCACACUGUAACACACCAAUAAACACACAGUUUUUUUUUUACUUUUACUAGUGACUGACUGGAUGAUCUGCAGACAAACCUCAUUUUCAUCUCCUGCAACACUCCCUGAUGCUCUUUGAAUAUGUAGUCAUUCCUGAGUGUACAAUCUUUAGCCAUGGCUGCAGUAUUUGUAGUGUUUUGGUUCCAUUGGGAGGAUUCAUAGCAUCUGGCACCUUUGCCUACUUUGGGAUUUUGAUGUGUGAGUGCAACUUCAGGUCAGUGGGGGAUUUGAUUAAAUGGAGGUGGGAGCAAAAUUUGUUGGCACACAUCUGCUGUUUGUUUUGUUUUUAGCUUAAGGGGAUGAUGAUGAUACUCUGGAUUUCAGACUGUCGAAAUGAUGUUUGUUUGGGGGGAGGAUUUCAAAUGUGUAAUUCUUCUAAAUUUGCUGCUUAUUUGGAGUUCAUUUCUAGCUUUGUUUUUGGGUGGCUGGUCCAGCUUAGGUGUUCAAUCAGGCUCAUGAAGUAGAGAGGCUUCAGUAUUCAAAGCUGACAGCCUGGGUUCAGCUUCUGCUGCUGGCCUUUACCCCAUUAAAUCUCUUACCAUUUCUACUCAGUUUUCUCUGACAUUCACCAUUCUGUGUCUAAAUUAAGACAAAAAAAAACUUACAUAGAAAACAAAAAGUUUGCCCUCCACUCUUUGAGAAUUUGAUAAAUGCUGGUUAGUGAAUCACCAUUGGGCUCAAAAAGUACUUUUUUUUUUUAUUUUUUAUUUUUUUUAAUUGUUAUAACCUCAUAGUAGUUGUAAUUUUCAGCCACAGUGUCAGAACAUAUUGGUCUUGUUGUUGCAGGUGUAAUAAAUCCAUUACCCCUUAAUUGUUCUCAGUGAUUCUACUCACCGCCUGAUUGACGAGGGCACUUUCUCCAAGCUCCAACCACACCUGAUUUGGAAACAGUCCUGCCAGUUUUAGCCUGCCCCUGGGUCUCAAAGAGGAUUUAGCCAGUGUCAUUUAAGACAAUGAUUAACUGUAGUGUGUAGCAUCCUACCUAGCUACACAAUGACUGACAGGAUAUAUUCACUCUUGACUGCAUCCUCCCACUACAAUAGUCUCUAUAUUGGAAUUAAUUCCCUGUUAUCCCAGCUUAUAGAAACACUGCGCCCUCUUAUUAUGUGGUCCUCUAUCCCAGUCAGACUGUGUUUUAAAGAGCUUCACAGCACAAGGACAUAGUGACUUUCCCUGUGAUUACCACCGGGCUAAGCCACGCCGCAAGCCUCUUAUUCCCUCUGCAGCUGGAUCAAGCAGUAAAAGUUACCCAUGAUCCCCUCAGUGGCCAGAGUUCACAGUGGACAGCUCCACUGAUGAAUGAAAGGUCAUGAUCAACAAUAGACUCGAAAACAUGCAAACAAUAAAAGUGGUGCAAGUGGCUGUGUAUUUUAACUAUUACGCUGCAACUCAGUUAUGUUUUGUUGAUAUAUUUAUUAUUUAGUGUUUUGGUUCACAUUGACAGAAAUACUCUUCAAAAUUUAAAAAGCCCAGAGUGAAACCAAACAAUCAGUUUCUGACCCACAAACACCCAAACGCUUUAUUUGCCUACAUUAAAACAACAGAUAUGGGCAGCAAACCCUCACAUUUCAGAAGCAAGUAAGACGUUUAGGCAGCUGAAACCACACAUGAUAAAAACGGUCCCCCUAAAUGUCAAGUACUUUCUAGAAGUUCUGUUUUUUUAUUCAAACAAAAGUAAUAAACCUGAUCAUGAACACAGUAAUGCAUAUAGAAAGUUAAUAUUUGAAGAUCAGAGAUCAAGCAAUGUAUUGUAACACAUCCCAUCUGCAUGUGUUUAAUAGUAAAGUCUUAUUGCCUGGAAUUCAUUUAUUGAGCAAUCGCCCUAUAGGAGCAUGUCUAUUAUAUUUCCUUUCCUCACGGUCGAUACUGGAGAUGAACCAGUAUGUUAAAUUAUGAUUUCUCCAUCAUUAACAUUAACAUAGAAUUAGAGACGCUUCCAAAGCAAUCAAUCAAGAAGUCGAUAAAACUGAAAUUUUCAAAACUAACUGAUCAGUUUAAAGUUAUAAAAUCUCCUGCAAAACAGUCAGAAUGUAUUGAACACAGCUAAACACUGACUACAUCUGUGGGUGUCAUGUCAAAUGGUUUACUGAGUGUGGGUAAUGUUCAAAGAGCUGGCAUCACAACUUUUAGUUCAGCUAGCAGGUUAACAUCCACAUGUCCAUGCUGCUUUCACAUAGCUCCAUUAGAGUGGGAAUUUGCAUGAAUACUUUGACCAGACACAGCUUACAGAGAACUUUAUCUUCUAUCUUGCCUGGUUCACACAGGAAGCGCCUGGUUCACACAGGAAGCGCCGCGCGCGGAACGGAAGCGCCGCGCGCGCGCGCAGCGCCGGCUCGCGCUUGGCUGUUCACACAGAAAGCGCUUUCUGCUGCGCUCUGACACGCCGGUCAGACAUCGACUGAGCCCGGCAGUGCUCGGCCGUUUCCGUCUGCCCUCAGUUUUCCCCACUUACGAGCGCUUUAAAAAUGGGUAAAUCAAUAUUCAUUUACGUUUUUAUUUCGUCAUACAUAAAUAAAAUAUUGGCAGCAUCUUCAAGUAUUGUUUUAAAAUAUUAUAUAGGGGUAAACAACGAAUGAAUUGGGGAGUCUGUUGACUCCGUUGUAUGUAUAGCCUUGUUAGCUCGAGGCUAUUGACUGUAUCGUAAUAAAGCCCCCCUCCUUUGUCUCAAUAACGUCACUGAAUCUCUGCAGCUCUCCCUCCGUGUGUGUGUGUGUUUGUGUGUGUGUGUGUGUGUGUGUGUGUGUGUGUGUGUGUGUGUGUGUGUGUGUGUGUGUGUGUGUUCAUCGGUAAAAAAAUAGACCGACAAGCAACACCGUAAAUCCUUUUCUAAUUUAUUGAAAUUUACUUUAUUUUGAAAAUUGACCGGAUUCUCUCGCAUCUCCUUCCUGACUUCCUGUCUGGUCCGAUCUGCUCUGCUGAGCUUUACAACGGCGCGCGCGGCUCGCGCCGAAAAUAGAGAGAAGCGGGGCAGCCGCGCUCCAGAGCGCGAGCCGUUCCGCGCGCGGCGCUUCCGCGCGCGAGCUGUGUGAACAGUCUCAAAGGUUAACAUGGGCGCCGAUCUGAAACUCUGUGCGCGGCGCUUCCAGUGUGAACCAGGCGUAACUGUGCCACACUAUGAGAUGCCAGCUGUUAUCUCUGCCUGUUCACAUCCAGGUAGUGGAAAGUCGUAGUGUGGCUUUAGCCAUUAUUUGUAGCUACAGUGUUGGCUAGUGGCAGAUGGCGGCUGUGUUGUAGCUUAGACACAAUUUAUGAGCAGCAUUUUGAGCUUGAUAAAGUUUUGUUGAUUCUCUUAACUGUCACAUGGUACACAUCACAUUAUUGACAAACUGGGCAUUUCCUUUAUAAAUUUCAUUGAUUAGUAUUAGAUCUGUAGUAAGCACAGCAGGGUUGUGUUUGGACUUCAUGCUUGUCUUUGUGCUUGUUUGGUUCAGGUUUAACUAACUCAAAAGUAAUGAUAACCUGUUUAAAACUUAAAUCUAUAAAUCUGUAUCACUGCUUCUUUCUCAGAAUCACGGCUUUGAGAAAACCUGAAAUCAUAGUAAUUUUUGACUUAUGUAAAGCCAUCAAAGUGAAUUAGAUCAUAGAUCUGUUUAACCUAGAUGUUAAUAAAUUGAUUUUCUAUUCUAUUUAUUUGAGCUCUUAAUCUGAGGAAUAUGAUAUCAUUGCAUAAGGAUUUCAUUGAGAGAAGCGUGUUUUAUUCUGGAUUGAAUGGAGAAAAGAGCAGCACUCUCACGCUCACAUAGAUCAUUUGCACAUUUUUCUGUAGCUCUUCCUAGCUUGUGCUCAGACUCAACUGUAGCAUGUCAGCUAUCUUAACCUCCACUCUCUCAGCUGUGUGCUCAGUCAAAACAUUUGCUCAGUGUGUUUCUGGGUGGGCUGGCGGCCUCAGCAGUAAAGAUAUGAAGUGGUUCACAGUUUGGUGCCAGAAUGUUGCCUCUGAAGAUGGCUCGGUUUCUGUGUGUGAUGUAGAAGAGCAGUGUGAGCUCUGAAGUGGUCGGUGAAGUGGAGCAAGUGGACACCACGUACUUUGUACCAUGUGUGAGCGUAAAAAAAUUUGGAUCACAUUGCAUAUAUCUUUACAGUAGUUAAACCCUGAGUUUGGCUUCACUAAACUAUUCUCUACAAUACUGGAGCAGUAAAAGACAUUAUUUUUAGAUGUUAUAUUGUGUAUUAGGGCUGGGCGAUAUGGCCUCAAAUCAAUAUCACAAUAUAUUGAGCAGUUCACCACGAUAACAAUAAAUGGAUGAUAACUACUCCACAAGCUGCUCAUCCCCUCCCACAUUAACUUCGUCUACUUCAGGCACCGCUCCAGCCACUACAACUUUUGAACCGCCCUCCAUCUCCUCACCUGUCUUUCCCUCUUUUUUAUAGACUUGAUGGGGUGGAGUCAUGACCCUGACGUAGGACAGAGCCUUAAAAGGGAUAUGAGACCAUAGCUUACCUACACACAUCCAAAACCAACUUUUAUUUAUUUAUUUUAUUGACACUAAAUAUUUUGACAUGGGCAAAAUGACGUUGGUUAUUGUUGUAAAUUUCGGUAUCAGUAAUUCUUCAGUUUAUCGCCCAGCUCUAUAUAGAACUAAGUUAUAUUUAGAAUGGAGGUUGUAAUCAUUAAUGAUAAUGAUGGAGGUUCUCAACAUGUUUCAUAAUGAAGAGUGAAUAAAAAUCUGAAACUCAUGAUGUACAUGAGUGCACAGCACAAACCCCAGACUGGCUUCAGGGCCGAACACUUCCACUUUCAUGGUGGUUAAUCAUUGGUUGACUGGAACUACAAGCUUAUUUUACAGCUUUCUGUAUUUGUGCAAAAUUUACUGGUCACAAACAGAACUUUGUGCACCAAUUUAAUGGAUCAGGAUUGGGUACAGUCCAGACUUUUUCCUCUCGAUCAUAUUGGUUUUAAAGCACUUGAUCCUCUUUUGAUUGCUUGUGUGUUUUUAUUGAUCUUGAACCUGAUGAAAGCUUGAGGAGGUCCUGUUCAGACUCCCCAUGUGAUAGCAGAUCCACUCCUGCAAGCUCAAAGACACAUUGUAAUUUACAUUUGGAUCAUCAAAGGACAACACUGGUGCCACUUUAUUUUUUCUUGUACAGAAUGUCAUAUUUUGCUGUUUUAGGUUUUCUCAAGGAUAAAUUUGCUCUCUCCAGCAUUAAAUGAAUGAAAAUAAUAUCUGAUAUUGGAUAUUUGUAUUAGAGCUCUAAAAUCAUACAUAAACAAAUGUAUGCAAUUAUGGCUGUCAGUAGAGAUAGUGGAGUUUCUUUGCUUUGUUGAGCUCACGCAAUAUUAUUGACUGUCUGUGUCUCCACAGGUGAUGGCGUCCCAAAAGAAAACAGUCCCUUUAUCAACAACACAGACAACGACAAAGGCAACAGCUACGAUGGCACCAACAUGGCCCUUUUUGAGGUAACCUACUAGCAGUUUUUUCUCUGUUAAACAUGCCUCUUUAGACGAAGAAACAGUAGUUUUACUGCACUGAGAGACGUGAAAUGGACAUUUUUUAAUAUAGUAAAUUAAGAGCCAGAGACGACAAGUAUAACUGUGUUUUAUGUAAACAUAGAACUCAAAUUUGAUCCAGUGACGAAGAUGUAGUCUUUCAUCAGUGCAUAGUGAGCUGCUAAGUUAGGGUUAGCCAUGGUAGGAACCAAACAAACAGGAACUAAAAAAAUACUUUCCUGAGAUUAACAAUGUGAAAAUCAAACAGUGUGUUGCCAUUUAAGCUGGUGUGUUCUUGUCAAGUCCGUACAGCUGAGCUCUUGCCAGGUGCUUUUCACUGCCAUCUGGCAGACCCUGCGGCUCUGCGGUCUCUGGUCCAUAUUUAGGCCCUGCAGCUUCACUUGUCCUGACUCUUUGAAAUGCUUUGAGUAGGCGACCAAAUAUUUCACUGUUCAUUUUAUUGCUGGGGAGAUUUGUUCAUUUUGUUGUUGACAAGUCAGAGUUAGAUUUUUAUAUGUGGAAAUUAAAUUUUGCAUAACUGUGUAAUUCUCUCAAUUUGAACUAGUGACAUUGGCAUAUAAGGCACCAAUGUUGUGGGGGGCUUCCUGGAGGAAAAGGGUUUUAACUCUGCCCCCGUAUGAAGACCCAUUGUCCCAGUGUCCAGCAAUUAUUAGUUUGUCUGCAUCUGUGUAGCUCGUCAUAGCUCAAUCUAUUAUCGUCUCUCUGCCUGCAACAUGAACAUCAGUUGAACCCAGCUUACAGUAGCAUUUGGUGGUUGUGAGGUGCAGACAGACAGACCCCAGUUUACAUCAAUUCUAAAUACGGUAUGAGAGUUACCAUCUAAUCAAUAAGAUAUGAGUGAUAGCUUUAAGUUUAUCCAGAGGGAAUAUUUUAUAUCUUUCACCUUGAUGUUAUGUAGUCAUCGGUAUAUGUAGCUGAUUGAUUAAAAAGCUGACAACUUUAAAUGAGUAUUUCAGCAUGUUAAAAAAUAAUCUCUCUAUUGUAGGAGGAGAUGGACAGCAACCCCAUGGUGUCAUCACUCCUCAACAAACUGGCGAAUUACACCAACCUCACCCAGGGGGCCCAGGAGCAUGAGGAGGCAGACGAUGACGAGGGGCCGAAGAAGAAAGCUGUUAAGGUACAACUGAGAGACCUGCUUUAUAAAAGAUCUCUAAUAAAGGUGGAGCUGCCCUGUCCUGUUACGGCACAGCUCUGUUCUAAACGGGUGCAUGUCAAAAGAUAAUGUUGUAACCUGUUGAACCGUCAUUACAUAACAGGGUCUCUGACCAACAGAACGCUGCACUUUUGUUUCAUUUAGAAGUUUUUUUUGGAGGGGUAUAUAAACUUUGGCACCUUCAUUUUUUUCUGAGUUCUGUAUCCAUGCUGAACUUUUUUGUAUACUUUGUAAUCUUUUGUAAUAUUUUACAGAUAAAAUUGUGUUGUUUAUUUUUUUUAUUAGGUAUCUUUUUAUUAGCUUCUUAAUAGCUUUACAUACUGCAUAUGUGUGUGUGUGUUUUUGUUUACAUGAUACAGGAACACAAGGCACAUUUUCUAUCAAAUGUUAUCAUACUACCUUCAUUAACAGUUAACAUACAUAAUAGUGGAAUAACUCAAGAAGGAGGAAAAACUGUCCCAAAGAAAAAGUAACAAACACUUCAAAACAACUUAGUUUACAUUGGUACUGUCACAGAGUCGACUGGCGGAGUCUGCUCUUUCUUUAGACCAGAUUAAUCUCCUUAGCAUACAUUAAUAAGAAGCUGUUUCUCUGCUUACCUACAUGACCUUUUGAACCUGUACAAUCCAUUAUAUAAAUGCAUUAAGGACAGUAACUUUCACAGUCCAGCAGCCUCUCUCUUCUCUAAGGGUCAGCUCAUGCCGGAGAGUUGCUCUGGUUCCUCACUUUAUUCUUGAAGGUUUUUGUUUUUCCAGUGUAAAAAAAUUAAAACAAGCCAAGACCCGCCAUGCCAUGUGUACACAAGAUACUUCUAUACCCACGACUUUGGUCAACUCAAAUCCAUAGGCAGCAAUUUCUGGUAGAUAAUGCAUCUGACUCCUAUCCCCCCUUUACCGUCUAAACCAGGGGGAUCAGACUUCCAUGUUAGCUUUCUGUCAACCAGGAUAAUUGAUUUGUAGUUUUAUGUGUUUAUCAGACAAUGUUUCUCUAUUCCUAGCAUGUGCCUCUUGAAGGUAAGGUAGUUUUCAAAUCACAGUUUUCCUCAAAGAAUGCAGUUUUUUAGAAAGAAGCGCAAAAAGAUUGUGUCACUUUUUUUCACAGGAAAGAUUUAUUUUGUGUGCAUCAACACAAAAUUCUUCAUAUUCAUCACAGCUUUUGAUUCUCUUUUUUUUCCUGAUUAUCUUUGCUGUGUUUCUGACCUGUGUGCUCCACCCAUCUCCAUCCUCCUUCCUUUGUACAGAGCCCACAGAUGGGGACCUUCAUGGGUGUCUACCUCCCUUGCCUCCAGAACAUUUUGGGGGUCAUCCUGUUUCUGCGACUUACCUGGAUAGUCGGCACAGCUGGUAUCCUGGAGUCCCUGGCGAUUGUCUGCCUGUGCUGCUCAUGUGUAAGUACUCAUAAUUCAUUGCUGGCAUGUAAUCCUUCUUGUUAUUGCUGAUUUGUCUCAGUCUUUAAAAUGGUUGCUUGUGUUUGAAUCAGUCUUGACAUAAAAAAGGUAAAUAGCAGGGAGUUUUUUUCUUUCUGCAUCAGAAGGCUAAAACUUCUUCUUUCAGAUCAGCACAUGGUACUUCUGUUAAAAACAUCACAUUUCUGCCGUGUGCUUUGCCAAAAGAGGUGUUCCCCUGCGGCCUUGAGAAGUCAUUAGUUGCACAAUCGUACUCAAUUUAAUUUGAUUUAAGAGAAAAACUAUUCAAGACAGGGAGUUUUGUACUUGCAAAAACAUCAAUAUCAGCCUUGGGAUUCUGUUGCAGAGUUGCAGAUGCAGAACAAUUGAUAUCCCCUUGCACUAUACUUCAAAAAGGAACAUUUCUCAUAAACUAAAAAUGGACAGACUCUGAAUGUAUUAAGUUUUUGGAGGUAUUUUGUUUCUGAUGCUAAAUCCGGAAUUGAUUUUUGCUCAUUUGCAUGUUUUUUUACUUGUUACACACUUUAUACUUCUGUUACUCUGAUUUGUACCCUUAUGUAACCUUCAGGCUUGGUUUGUUUUGAUUCUGGAGAUAUAAUGCAUUGAAAAAUACUUAUGGAGAUCAUGUCACAGCAUGUUAAGUGCUGAGGGAACAUUUUCAUCACAAGUUGUAACAUGUAAAUGUCCCACUUUAAUUAGUCAGUGGUCAAGUUUAGUUUAAAGGUAGGCACGUUAAAAGAGGAAUGGAGUUUCUCUCACUGUCAAUAUGUACAUCACUUGUCCCUUACUGAGUUCCAGUAGCGCCUUUAUAGCAGUGACGUGCAUGAUUAUGUAAGAGUGACUGUAAUGUACACAUCCAGCCUUUUAAUGCAUUAUGAAUACAUUAACACAUAAGGGUGAAGAUGAGUUCACAUGCUGGAGUGUUGAGGUGACAUCAGGGUCAGAUGCUGCCUCAACUUUCAACAGCAGACUUGUGAAUGUUUGAUUGACAGCUGUAAUGAAUGACCAGCAGGUUCACUUAGUGGCCACUGAUCCCUCCUAUAUUUAACCACUCUGACUCUCCCUUUCUCUUACGCUCCUCGCUCCUAAUAGUGCUCAGGCCGCUUGACUGCUAAUCCUUUCCAUCUGCAAAGUGUCAGAAACAUAGCGACAUACACACCCACACAGUGGCUAUAUUUGACAACCUUACGACAGACAGUGGAUUACUCUGGUUUAAUCAGGGAAAGUAAAAACAAAAACCUCGAGUACCAGCUCACCUGGAUGCAUUUGACACAUAAUGAAAUGCUCUAAUUUCAUGACUCACAUUAUGUAACUAUAGUAUGGUCAAGUUUGACUGAGAGGACACACACUUCACUAAGUGGUUGUUUUUAUUCCCUUUUACAUACAGGGAAAAAAAGCAUUUUUAUUAUCAGAUGUAAUGUAACCCAGAGCAUUGUGUCUGUUAUUAUUUAUCAGUAUCAAUCUGUAGCUGUAAUAUUAGUGUGCCUAUAAGAUAAGGACUUCAUUUCAUAUAUUUCAAUCAAAUUAAAGUGCAUUUUACAGGGUUAACCCUUCACUGCGUCACCACUGUUACAUAAUCAGAAAGCUGAGCUUAGUGAAACAGAUGAAUGUUCAUUUUUCGCUGCUGAGACCAGGUCUGACUUUGCACUGAUGGUUCCACAUCAGCCCCCUGUUAGAAGGUCAUAGACCCAGCAGUAGAAAAACCUAAAAAUAACUGCUAAGUAAUUCAGUUGACUUCAAUUCAGAUCAAGUUUUAUUUACUCGAACUGCUUUUGCUUUAAGCCCACUUUCACUCUUUCAAAAUAAAAGCUGUUACAACUUAAUCAAACCCGAAAACGACUUAUUCAAACAUAGAGCUUCUAGUGGCUGAAGCCAAAUUUACUGGAUUUAAGCACUUGGCUAUUUUUAAUGAAUCAAACAUUUGUAAGGAGAGAUAGGGCAGUGAGCUGGAUGAAAUUAUUAACCUGACAUACCUUUUAAUUGACCUUUAAUAUCUUACUUCUUGUUAAAUUACAACCUCCAGUCAAUCAACUUUAUAUUACCAAUACUAAAAUUAGAGCAGUUAAAGUUGAACCACUGCAAAAAUAAAGUGUGACGUCUGCUGUUUGUUAUUAUGUUUAUAUUUGAAAUAGAUUGUUCACCCAUCCUAAUUUAAUUACAUAUAUUCAUUUCACACCAUUGGAGUGUUUUUACUUGCAGUUUGGUGCACAUUAUUUAUGAGCUGUCAGACAGAACUGAAUAAUAGUAUUCAUAUUAAAAAAUACAAGAUGAAAUAAGAUAAAGCCUCUUAGAAGCUUGUAGGAUUUACAGCAGUACAGGAUGCAGUAAAUGAUGUAUCUAAAGGCAUUUAUUCGUUUAAGAGUGGUGUAUAUUCAGAGGUUGCAGAUGUUUCCUCAGUUCAUCAGACUAUCUCAGCAGCUGGAGGCUGAUUUAUCCUGAUCUGAUGUUCUGCUUCAUGAGCUAAAAACAUCUGAACAAUGUCACACUUUUUAUUGAAUUUUCACUUUAUGUUUCUGCAUGAAUCAAUAUGGUAAGAGCACACAAAAAUUUGUGUUGUCCGUCUACAUUAAAUUGUAGAUUUUACAUAACAGAUUCACGUGACAUCAGUAACAUCCGCUGAGUGUAAGAGAAGUCGGAUUCUCCCAACACUGCAAUUGUCUUUCUCUAACUCCUAAUUUAGAGAAACUCCUAAUUUUAACCUUUCUUUAACCCUGUGAUGUUUACAACUGGGGUUCAGGAAAAUAGGAUAGGAAAGAACUUAAGUUGUAAAUUUUGGAUAUUCUGGAUCUACCCCAGCUGUUGUGAUUGCAAUAGCAACUAAUACCAGUUAUGUUAAUGUUUAUGUUUAUGUAUUACUCUCCAAUUUUCCGAACUUGAUAUGAAUUUUUGGCACAUGAAGAGGAAGAUAUGUCUAAUUGGGUGCAGUUACUUUCAACACUACAAGAAAGCAGGGUUAACUUCAUAAGAUAUCCUGCCAGAUUUGAGGUGAAAUUGGUAAUAAUCAAGCUGUAAUUCUCUCUACAAUCUUAGUGUGAAGACAGAGAGUAUAUCCUAAGAUUUCUGAGUAGAACUGGAUUUCAUCCCGUCCAUACAGAGCACCUUAGUGAUCGAACACAGUGAGGGGAAUUUAACUAAUAAAGGAGAAAAGCUUUAUUUCUUAAAGAAAGCUAUGCUGUAAUCUCUGUUUUCAGUCUCUGGAACUGUGUUGUAUUUUAUUUGAUUUCAACAGUGAGGACACGCCUCCUGUUACACUCAUUCGCUGUCAAGAUGAGUGAGUGUUCAGCUAUUUAGGGAUUGAGGGGAAGCAGGAAGUAAAACUGUCUGCUAAUUGGCUUUUCUCCAGCUUGUCUGCCACUUUAAACCGGACGCCCGGCAAAGAGCACAUGGUGUAUCUUGGUCAUGUCCUUGUCCUUGCCCCACACCCUCUUUUUGUCACUGUCCUCUCUGUUCCCUCACCGUCAUGCUUUCUUUUUGUCUUCCACCGUGCAAGUUUAAACUUUACCGUCUUUCUAACUUGUCUUUGUUCUUCUUAUCUCUGCCCUUCUCUCUUCUCUGUCAGAGGUAUUAUGAGGUAACAGGCUGACGUAAAUAUCCUUCACCACACUGACUGAUUUCACAGAAAAGCUGGUAUCCAUUACCAAUCCGUAAGAUUUGGAGCAUUAGCUGUUAAGAAGUCAUUUACAGGCUACAUGCUGGAUUAAGCCUCGUUAGUAUCCCAUUGAUCAGAAAAUCCGGAAAAUUACUGAAUAUAAAGAAUUGUGAGAUGACAAAAAAGGUCAAGGAGUUGGUUUGAAAUAGGUGACAGCUGUCUCAAAACCCCCUUUGUCUUCAAAUACAACAAUGAGACUCAAAUAAAACUUUGACUUUAACAUGCUGACAUCUCUGACAGAGUUAAAAUUAGUGAACUUCUUCCUGAUUUUGUUGUCCUCUGUGUUUUCUCUUUGUAGACCAUGCUGACAGCCAUAUCCAUGAGUGCAAUUGCAACUAAUGGUGUUGUGCCAGGUAAGUCACUUCAUUUCACACACAUACAUGAGCAGCAACAAGGCUUGAAUUGUUAAGAGAGAAUACAUUAACUAGAGUCUAACUCUGUCUUUCAGUUUGAGUUGGUAAUGGGAUUUAAGAUUUGUUGUAUUAUUGUAUUAUUAAUGUUUAAACUAAGUUCUUGCAUGAAGACUGCAAUUGCAUCCUGUGCUAUAUCUGUAUUGUAGUUGAACUCCACCUGUGGUCAUGCCUUUGGUGACCUGCACCACCCCCUCAGCUUUGUGCAUUGGUGUAUAAUCCUCAACUCACUUUUUAAACCUGUUAAAGGUGCAUCUUUGCACCAAAUCGUUCCAAAAACCUCAAUCAGUACAUACUAAAUACAUAGUAUAUAAUCUGAAUACAAUAAUUGCAUUUUAUAUUAGAGGUACUUUUCAUUACACUGUAACAUCGCCUCACCAUAAUGCAGAAUCAACCCCUUUCUCUCUCCAGUGAACUCUGUUUCUGGCUCAUUUUUGUGAGGGCUAGUUUGUGUUGCUGAUACAGGAAAAUGACAUGCCGAAGAGUCAAGCCUGAAAGUAAGGCAAUGGCAGAAGUGGUGGUCUUUCAAAAUAAGAUGAAAAGAAAAAAUAAAUUUUAAGCAAUGUUAUUAUUAUAAGAAUGAUCCACAGACCGGUAGUGGUCCUGGGCCCGGUGGUUGGGGAUCUCUUCCCUAUAGAACAGAAAACAUCCAUUGCACUCUGUCCUUCACAGAGUUUGCUCUCCUCAUGACAGGUUCAUAUUUUCAAGAUUCCAUAUCACAAAUGUACACCAUGUGGUUUUGGGCCUCCCAGGUUUCCUUUUGCUUUGUGGUGCCCAUUUAAAGACAGCUAUUUCAAUCCAUCCUGUCCUGUGAUAUUCACAGUACAUAGUCUGGCCAUCUCUGCUGCCAGUAUUCAUGUACAAAAUAGAGUAGUGAACACAGAAUACGGUGCUCAAAGAAGCAAGUGUCUAUGCAAAGCAUGGUCAGAUAAACAAUGAUGUGGGUGUGCCACUUUUUAGCAGUUACAUCUUAAGUGAACUAUUAUCAAACAGUGACAGAGAACAGUGGUAUACGAUCCAGUAAAUACUGUCCAAUGAUGGAAAAGACUCCUCAAUUUAAGAUGAGUGACCAGAGAUGGGUGAUUGGGCUCCGGGCAGAGUCAUCUGGCAGGGGGUCUGUCAGUGUCUCAUAACUGUCAAAGUGUCUGUAAGCUGAGCUCAACUGCUGUACCAAUUACUAACAGGAUUGCAGAUUCCACAUAGUAUAAUCAGAUGGUACCAGAAAAAAAAAACUACACAGCUGCACAGAAACUGCACACUGCAGAUUUUGCUAAAUGCAGUGGAAUUUGUUACUCUCGAAAACAGCUAGAAACUUUUUUUCCUCUAAGACUGCAUCUGAUGUUUCAGUGAGGAAUCAUAUCUCAGAUUUAAUGGUAAAAGAAAAGGGUUAUAGAAGUUCAUGGACUGAAAGAUGCAACUUGGGUGUUGCCAUUCAGUUGAGAUCUUAAUUUAGAUUUCUGGAUAUUAAUGCAGAAUCUAAAGGAGAAGAUUGAAGUUGACAAAUUCAUCACAGUUUCACUUAGUAGCCUUAGAUACUGUUUACCAGUGACACAUUUUGGAGAGGAGAGUUUUUUAAGAGUCCCUGGUUGAAAUGUAAUAUUCAUUUUUGGAUGGCAGUCCAGCUUCAGGUUUCUCGUUUACAAAGACCUGCAGAAGUCUUACCUCAGCCAGACAUCUGCUGACUUUACCAGAGGCUGAGAGGAAUAGACCUCAGAGGCAAAGUUGUCAUCUUAUAAUAUCCAGUUGUUUUGGAGGUUAAAAUUAUAUUGUUGUUUGAGUAUAAGUGAGUAUUUGUGCUCAAUAUAACCCACCUUUCCCUCCUCAUCCUGUUAAUUUUAUGGUAAUUUAUAACCAUGAAGCUCCCCAAUUAGGAGUCCUGGGGGAUGACAAAAACCCUGACGAUCAUAUUUUUAAGGUCACAUUAGAAAUUUGCAAGUAAUCAUAAACUUUUAGAUAACCUUACAUGAAAGAAGCUGGUUUCCUGUCCUUGUUAAACUUUGUUCUGUUUUGUUUCCUUCUUUCGCAGCUGGAGGCUCGUACUACAUGAUUUCCAGAUCUCUGGGCCCUGAGUUUGGUGGAGCUGUGGGUCUCUGCUUCUACCUGGGUACAACCUUUGCAGGCUCCAUGUACAUCCUGGGUACAAUAGAGAUCCUACUGGUGAGUCAAUGCUGUGUGCUAUCUUGAAUAUCGUGGAUCACAGUUUGUUGGCUGAAUGCUGUGUUGUAGAUUAAAACUUUGGAUUGACAUAUAUUCAGUUUUUUUUUUUCUUGGUCUUGUUUUCAUUACUCUCCUCCCUUUUUUCCCUUUGCAGACCUACAUUGUGCCUAAAGCAGCCAUCUUUGUGGCAGAGAAAAAGGAGGAUGAAGUGGACGCCCUUCUGAAUAACAUGCGCGUUUAUGGCACAUGCUGCCUAGCACUGAUGGCUAUAGUAGUUUUUGUUGGGGUGAAAUAUGUCAAUAAGCUCGCUCUAGUCUUCCUGGCCUGCGUCAUUCUGUCCAUCCUCGCCAUCUAUGCUGGAGUCAUCAAGACCAUCUUUGAGCCACCGGACUUCCCGUAAGUCCCCUGUGCAGAGGUGUCCCCAUAAUUCAUUCAAUACAAAGUCACCAUUUUUCCAGGAAAAAAUACUUAUAACUGUUUAAAUAUUAAAGUGUCCAAUUUACGUGAUCUAAUUCCUGCUCUCUCUUUUCCUCACACAGUGUUUGCAUGUUGGGAAAUCGUACUCUGCAGAAUCACAACUUUGACAAAUGUUUGAAAACAGAAGACAUAGACAAUGUGACAGUCACUACCAAGCUGUGGGAGCUGUUCUGUGAUGGACCCGGGCUCAACGCCACAUGCAACGACUACUUCGACAACAACAACGUCACCUUGAUACAGGGCAUCCCCGGACUGAAGAGCGGAGUCAUUUCAGGUUUGAAAACAUUUUCCAAAAAAUAAAGACACCCACAAGCAUUUCAUCGAAACUUUGCAUCCUAAAUUUCUCUUUUUGGUCACUUUGCAUCAUUUUUUUCUUUUUGUUAAAACAUGAAGUGAUUUUUACUGGUCAAGGCAGCAUUUACACUUAAAAUAGGGCUCAUAUAGCAUUUGAGGGAUCUCCUACUGUCAUGGACUGCAAAUAUCGCUCCAAAGCAGAACAUUCCUCAUGUUAUGUAACUGUUGGCCAUGACAAACUAGUUUCACUCCAAGCUAUCAGAAAAAGUACAUUCCUGUCAUUUUUACUGUGAAGCAUGAGAAGGCGAGCAAAUGGAGGUGCCGUGCUAUCUCCUGAGUUACUAUCAUACUCCUUCUGCUCCCCCAACUCUACUUGCUCUUAUUUUCCUUUCCUUUCCUUUCUUCGUCCCAAGGUUCUUAACAAUAACUUCUCCAUGACUAGAUCAACUUAUUUUUCCUCAAGGAUGUUUGUCUAGACUCAAAUAAAUUCAAACUGCUGCUCCUUAUGUUAAAAACUGUACCAUGAUCUGUUUGACUUUAACCUCACUGGACCUGCCCACGCCAGCUUACGAACUACUGACCAUUCAUUCUUAUGUCAUAUCUUAAUCUUUGUAAUCUGAUCACAAGUGGAUCUAAUUUUAAACAGAUAAAAGUGUUAUGAAAGUUUUCAAAUUCUGUUUUUUUUCCUGACGCACAAGUUUCAAGGUUAUUUUUGGUUGUUUUUAGGCCAGAGGCUUCACAUUUUGGCCCUUCUUUUUGGCCUGUGUAUUUUCCAUCUUUCCAAACUCACCUUAGCAGUAGUUGAUACCACAUGUGGGGCACCCCUGGACUAGCUGGUUUAAGGUAUCCUUCCCAAGAACAGAGGUCAUGCCUCGGGUGGAUUUCCCUGGUUCUGGUCUGUGGCUCCUUUCCUGCAUGUUGCUCUUCCAUCUUUUUCCUGCUCUGUCCAUUUUCCUCUCUGAUGGAGGCACAAAAAGGUCCAAACAAAAGAAAAAAAACAACAUAUUUUCAAACAGAUGUUUAAAAGGGAAAUGGACACUGAAAAUAAAUAUUACCGUGGAGACCUUUGGUCAAUUUCGCUGCGGCCUCAUCGUAUUACUCUUCUGGGCUUUGGUCUCAUCACAUGGCAUUACAGGAACUAAAAUAAGGAAAUAUCAUCCAAGUCUGCACAAGUUUAGUUUUUCCCUGAGAAUAAUUAGAUUAUUUUUUUCAAAAGAAGAAGGUUGCUGUGACUCUAACCUCUGGUGUUGAGAAAUGCUGAAGUUCUUUGCGAGUCCACUCAGGGCUGGCUCCAAAAUAAAAAUAAAACCCCAUUAGAGCCCGUAUUUACAUUCCUAUCUUAACAGCAGAUUUAAACACAUUUACAGCCUCUUAUAAAAAAUGAUUGGUCACUGAUUCUCUUUUUUUUUAUCUGAGGCAACUGCAACAGGGCCAUAUUCUUUAUAACUGCUCUGUUUUGUUUAAAUUACAGUCAAGAUUUCUGUAUUAUUUGACAUAACUAAGCAAAUGACUGGUGACUGGGUUCCAGCCUCAGUUUCAUGUCUUUGCUGGUUUUCUAUAUCCCAUACCAGACCACAUCUAUGUUUACACAGUCUGCUGUUCAUGACCACACCCAGAGGACACUAACUCAAUAUAGUCUGGUUUUAUUUAUAGCCAUUCAAGUUAACAACAACAAGUUAACCAGGAUCAGGCUGUUGUUAUACUGGAGGGAAAAACUCAUUAAUGUGAACAGCAACAUACCUGGUUGCCGAAUGAACAUCUAAUGUAAUAAUGCUCCUUUUUCAACCCCAGUCCACUGUAUUCUUUGCCACCAGAAUCUUGACUCCUCUUUCCUCAUUUUAGUGUUAAGAGUCUGAUUUCUUUGUUUCUGCUGCCUUGUUGUCUCCUGCAGAAAAUAUGUGGUCCGAGUAUGGUCCUCUUGGUAUGAAGGUAGAGUCUAAGAUGUUGCCAUCUAACCCAGAAGGUGAUAGUUCCCGGGACAUUUACAUGCCGUAUGUGUUCAACGACAUCACCAGCUUCUUCACUCUGCUGGUUGGCAUCUACUUCCCAUCUGUGACUGGUGAGACUAAACCCAAAGACAACCCACACACAGACAUGAAGUUUUUAUUAUAGUUUAAGUUAGUCUUUCGUUUCAAAGUUACAGUGCAUAGUUGAAUGUUCAUUCCUCUGCCCUCUUCAGGUAUCAUGGCAGGUUCAAACCGGUCAGGUGACCUGCGGGAUGCUCAGAAGUCCAUCCCCAUUGGGACCAUCCUGGCUAUCGCUACCACCUCUUUCAUCUGUAUCCUUUAAGUUUUGUCAAAGCUGAGACCGGAAAGUAAAACAGAGUUUAGAGCCCAACCUAACAGGGCCAGUACCUAGAGUUUUAUGGGUUUAAUCUGCAGUGUGUCUAAACAGGGGACAGACUUCCUUCUAUGGAUACAGUUUACUUUCCUCAAUACUGCUUUCAGACGUCACUUGUGUGGUGCUUUUUGGUGCCUGCAUUGAAGGAGUUCUGCUUCGAGACAAGUAAGAGUUCAAAACAGAGCACGUGCAUCCACAUACCAGACAAAAGUUGUUUUAAAUUUUCUAAACAGAUAAUCUUGUUAUGAAAGAGGCCUUUCUAAAGGAAAACUAUUUGAAACAUUGAUGUUACAAUCCCCCUUCUCUCUCUGUCUGUGUGUUAGUAUUAUCUUUUAAGAGCAGAUGAAUCUGUUUAUGUGUUCUCCGAAACUGUGUCCCUCACAACUAUUUAGCAAUCAUGUGAUAUGAAUGGACCAGUGUGCCCUCUCAAACACCUUUUUAUUUAUUUUUAUGAGUCAUGGGAGAUGAUGUUGAUUCGUUAAGGCUGUAAUCAAAAGGUCAAGUCAAUUUUAGGAAACCUUCUUUUCAUAUAAAAGUACCCAGACCAUCUGUCGUUAGAGUUUACAACAUCAUAAAGUAAACUGGAAGUAAUUAUGUGAUGAGCAAUUAUGUUUAGAAACUGAGCUUGAUUCUUAAAAUUUUGACCAGCGUUGAAAUCAUGAGAGACCCUACUGUGUGUGUCUGCUUAUCACACACUAACAGUUUCAUUCACCAAGACCAGACUCUCCAAACUGGAAAUUCAUAAAACCUCAGAGACUAACAUGUCAAACCAUGAAUGGGCAAAUGUUGCUAGCUGCUCAGUGCUAUACAAUGUGACAUAUCUGUUGCACAGGCCCCAUAAAAUUGGUCCUUGCUACAAAUCCUUUUAAUGUUGGGAACUCAUUAAAGUUCCCAUGGGCCCACUUAAAUCACCACCUACAGGUCUUUGGUUUUCGCUGCUCUGAAAAGCUGUCAACAUCAUAUUUUCCCAACACUGAAACAAACUCCAAGAGGACCAUGAGAAGGACUUAAAAAACAUCUAGUGUGAAAGAAACAUUAGCAAAAAAUGAAAAUGAAGGACUAAGAAAAAAGAAAAACACAAAAAAAUACAACACUAAGUGGAAUAUUACUUAAUAUUCGAUGCAAGGAAGCUACUAUUUCUCUGUAGCUGCUGCAGAGAAAGUAGAUUACCCCUACAACAUUAUGAAGUCCUUAAAGGGAUAUUCCGGCGUAUAUUUAAGUAAUGGUCAAACACACCGUAACACCGAGUUAGACGCCCCCUCGAGAGAUGAAUGUUGCCGACUGCUUACUUCUCUAGUUUUACCAACUUCAGCAACGACCGAUAGCAAUACACAGUGGUCUACGUCUCCACAUGCAAACCUCAACCAAAAAGCCACUCUAUAGCCACAAGUAAUGCUCAGAACAGCACCUAACUUCAUCAACAGUACAUAUAGGGUCCCAGCCAUAGUACUAGCCACCAAACAUCUUUUUAGCUUUGCCUGGUUUCUUUAGCAAAGAGACUAAACACAACUCACCCACACUCCUCCAGCAGUGGGGGAGCCCUGACGAGUCGAUCACAGAGUGCAGUGGAGUUUCACAGCUCAAAGAAGAACAUUUAUGAUUAUUACUUCAUGGAAAUGCAAUCAGACCAAGACACUAAGGCAAAAGAACUACCACGUCUGCAGUGCAAAAUGAUCAUCAUAAUGAUUAUUACUUCAUGGAAAUGAUCUGCUGCACUCAGUGAUCGACUCAUCAGGGCUCCCACACAAACAAGCUGCUGCUGGAAGAGAGUGGGUGAGUUGUGUUUGAUCUCUCAUACUUAUCAUCAACCAUCAGAUAAUCAGGCUUCAUCUAACUUCUACUGUAUGGGGGAAAUCAGCCUAAUGACCAUGUAUUGUGCACUCCGCUUGGAAUGAAGUAUGAUUUCUGAGGUCGCACUGCAGUGUCUGAUUGUUUUUCUAUUUCAGAUUUGGUGACUCUGUGAAGGGGAACCUUGUCAUAGGUACUCUAUCAUGGCCUUCCCCCUGGGUUAUCGUGAUUGGCUCAUUCUUCUCCUGCUGCGGGGCGGGUCUGCAGAGUUUAACUGGCGCCCCUCGACUCCUGCAGGCCAUCGCACGAGAUGGCAUCGUACCCUUCUUACAGGUUUGACAUCUACAGCCAAAACACAUUGUCAAAUCUGUUUUUACUGACUGUGUUUGACUGUUUCUGUGUUCGCUGUUGUUUUCACUCCUUUUGUUCGUUAGGUGUUCGGUCACGGGAAAGCUAAUGGAGAACCAACCUGGGCUCUGCUGCUGACUGCUGGGAUCUGUGAGAUCGGCAUCCUCAUCGCCUCUCUGGAUGCCGUGGCUCCAAUUCUCUCCAUGUUAGUAACUGAUUUGAUCAAAUUAUUGCAGUGUUUUUUCCUUGAAAUUAGGUCUUUAAUAUGGCAAGUAUUUGCCCUCUUAAAGCUGCUUACAGUAGGUCAUAAAAUGGAGAUCUGGAUAAUGGAUGAGCCGUACUUCUCUUUUUUUUUAGGUUUUUCCUCAUGUGUUACUUGUUUGUCAACCUGGCCUGUGCAGUUCAGACUCUGCUGCGGACACCAAACUGGAGACCACGCUUCAAAUACUAUCACUGGUGGGUUGUGAAGUGUUGUGAGUAGUUCAUCCCCCUGCACAACCAAAACAUAAACUGUUAAACUGUCCCUUUUUAAGACCCACAAGUGACUAAGGCCAGAAAACCCCUUAAAACACCACACAACACACACACACACACACACACACACCUGUUCAGUUUGGUUUGUGUGAUGAUGACCUUUACUGAGAUUACUGCCAUGAUGAAAGCUGAGGACAAAAAAGGACAACACUAUUGUUAGCAGUGGAUGUCAUUAUUUUAUUUGACUUGUAAGCCUCUGGGCUGUCCUCUUAGACCAGUUUUCAUUUCAUUUCCAUGUUUCCAUGAGUGUGCAGAAAGACCUAAAACAGUUCUUACAUAAGAGGAUGGGUUUUUAAACUGUGUGUUUCCUCCUACAGGGCUCUGUCCUUUUUGGGGAUGAGCUUGUGUCUUGCGCUCAUGUUCAUCUCCUCCUGGUAUUACGCCAUCGUGGCCAUGGCCAUCGCCAGCUGCAUCUACAAAUACAUUGAAUACAGAGGGUAAGAGGGACUUUAUGUGAAGUAAAUUCCAUCUUCUCCUGUGCAAAAAUCAUUUUUAAUGGCCAAGUGUGAGCUUGGAAACUUUGACAGGAAAAGAACUGAACCAAAGGACUUCAGCUAUGUUAGAGAAUUAGCCCUCCAGAAAUGUAAACAGUUCACAUUGUACAGAGUUGCAGCUGCAGCUUUGAAAGUAGUUUGCAGUCAAAUGUGUUAUCUGAGCUGCUGUAAAUAAAUAAAAAAACAACCUUGGAUUUAGGAACCCCCAGUUCAUUGUUGGAUUAGUGAGCAUGUAUUUUAGGAUUAUCCACAUCAUCUUAAAUGACGUCAUGUAUCAUGUCCUGCCAGGAAAGACUGUGGGGCUUGAAAUAUAAAAUGAUCUUGCAAGAGAAAAACAUGGUGCCCCUCUGGUGAUGUUUGACGUUAUAAAAAAUUGUAUGUUCAGAGGAUAAUAACGCACCGCCAUAAAAUAAUGAACUUGUCAUCUUCAUUCUGAGACUGUUUAGUGUUUCUUUAGCUGCUUGCAAAACAUGCAAACUUAGGUGUAGACUGCAUCUUUUUGUGGUAGAUAUGAUUGUUGAACACUUCUGCAUGAUAUUUUUUAAACUGUUUUCAAUUAUAGUCUGUCACCUGUUUAUAAUAACACCUUCAAAGUUGUCCCAGAGUGCAUUGAUGUCUGUUUAUCCCAUGAAAUCUGGAAAUCUGAUUGGCCACCCCUGUGACCACUAUGAAAUCCUAACUUAUGAAUGACUGUUUGUCUUGUCAGAGGUGGUUUUGACAUUGAUAUCAGUGUUUUUUUUGUUUUUUUUUAACAGGCUGCAGAUAGCUCCUGUGCAUUUAGAUACCGAACAUUUUCUUUAGUUGGUGACUCCAGACAAACUUGUUCUUUUUGAGUCCCAACAGAACCAAAUUCAACAGAUUAAAAUCUUACCGCUGUUGAGUAACUCAAAUAUUUGAAUCUUUGACUUAGGAAUGAAACACUAUUUGCAGUAUUUUAGAUUAGAAGUAAAAGUAGAUGAGAACAGUGGACAUAAUUGCAAAGGUUUGGGGUAUGCCCCUCAAGUUAUGAACUGGGUUAGGAACUGUGCUCAUUUAAUUUUAAGGAGUUUGUUGUCUCCUACCAAACAGUGUUUGAGUGAUGCCAGAGGGUCAUCAGUGGCCACAUCCAUGUAUUUUUAUAAAUCAGAGAGAAUCAUUAUAUCGUUUUCCCACUUAAUUUUCUGAGCAUCAGCUGUUCUUAAAUACAUAAUGUUAGCAGACUGAAUCAACAUCACAGACAGUAAAUUCUUUGAAUGACAGAAGACUGGUGUGAAAACUGUUGUUAAAAUCUUGUCAUUUUUUCAUUGGCAGUAUUUUUGCUUGAUACUGGUUACAUCAUUGUCAUAAUCUUUUGAUAUCAGGGCAGAGAAGGAGUGGGGAGAUGGCAUCCGAGGUCUGUCUCUUAAUGCAGCCCGCUACGCCCUGAUUCGUCUGGAGGAGGCUCCACCACACACAAAGAACUGGAGGUACAGUACGGUUCAUGUCAUUUGUCCGUGUGCAUGUGAGAGUUUUUGUAGUUACAGGUGAUGUCCCUGCUGCGGAGGACAAAAGACAGACAAGAAUAGACAUUUGCUUAAUCUCUUGGUCCUCGACCUAAUCUGACAGAAAAGGUUGACAAGCCUUCAUAGUGUACAGAGGCACGCUGACCUUUCUGACUGCCUGUCCUGUUCACUCGUUUGUUCAGCAUGUUCAGUGUGGAUGUUUAUGUCAUGGACUUCAUGCUUCUAGUUAUCCAGACAGUUCCCACAGAGGAUAUCUCUUUUCUGACUGCCUGCUGUAAAUCAGUUUAGGACUGUAGGUUUGAGUUGAAAGGAAAUUUCUGCUUUUUUAGACCUGAGGUCUGUUGUUUUUUACACUUUGGGGUCUUGAUUGGAAGAAUAAAAACUUCUGAAUUUGCUGCUAGAGUUUUACUUUAUUUGACCUGUAAUACGUCUAUUAUAUUUUACUACAAAUCCACCGGAUCAAAAUUUGACUGUUGAAUAACCUUGUUUUUUUUUUUUUUUUUACUUCUGCUGGGCUCUGACAGCAAAUUUUACCACAGUGCAGUUGUAACUAAAGGGUAGACAGAUUAUUGGCAUUUCCCGAUUAUCAACUUAGAUAUUAGGUAUUUGUGCAAUAACCUGUGUCAGCCUUCUAAUUUAUAGACAACUAAUGAAAUAAAUUCACUCAAAAGUGCUUUAUUUGGGUCCACUGGUGAUUUGUCUUAUUGUCUGGGCAGGGCUCGAUAGUGUGACCAUUUCACUCGAAUUUGUGACUAAAAAAAGAUGCGUGCUAAUUGUAAAACGGAUUUAGGGGCAUGUGCGCAUAAAAAAAUCAGCUGAGGCAACAAGUGUUUUUUCAUGUAAAUACUGCAGUGAAGUUAGUUUUAGGUUGGAUAUUCGACAGACAUUCACUACGGAUCUACCGGUGACUUCCUACUUUCCAUAACCGGGAAUAGCAACAGCAGUGUGGUUAAAUCUACUCUGCAACAUUGGGUGUCGAAUGAGGGCAAUAAAUUACCAUUUGAUGUUCUCAAAAAAGGCUGUUUUCAUUUAAUAGCUUCCAUGUCAUGUGACAGAAAGACCUAAAUUGAUUUCAAAUAACAGUACUUACGUCAACCAAUAAGACAAACAUUAUUUGAUCAAUUUUCAUUGUGCCCUUAAAGUUCUAAAGUUAGUGUCAAGCCCUGCUGGGUCUGUUUUCUUGGACCACUCUGACCCAAUUUCCAAAAAUACAACCUGACCAUCUGUACUUUCAGUAUGAUUAGUAAACUGUUGUGCUUAUUGUUAUUGUCAAUGCAUAUUGGUUCUUAAUGUCAGUUAGCAGUCAUGUGAACAAACAGUCAGUAUUGCCUCUGACAACCCGUAUUGGUCUGCACUUAAAAGUAACUAGUUUUUUGGUGUUUUUGUCUUUGGGUCUAUAAAAAAAUUUGCUCAGAUUAAAAAAACUAUCAACACAAAUAAUUGAGUCUCCAGACAGUGUUCAAAAAGUCCAAUUACCAUUUUCCUUUCUUUUCUUACCUUGUCCUUGUAAUGAAUAAAAAGAAACCCCUCUCUAAGCAAAAUCCUCUUGUUAAAUUGUCAGAACAGUUUUAUUAUGUCAGUGAUAAAAGAAGUAAUAAAUAAUAAAUCAGGCACAUAUUCAAACCGCAUACAUUUAUUCUGUCCAUGAACAUCUUUAAAAACUAGAGUAUCUGUACUCAAACAGACUAAGAGAUAAAGAUAAAGUUGUCCCUCUUGUCCAGCCGACCUUUAUUUUGUUCCUAAUGUACUCUCUCUGUUUAUUUACCCAGGCCCCAGGUUUUGGUGCUCCUGAACGUGGACUCAGAUCAAGGGGUCAAACACCCUCGUCUGUUGUCUUUCACCACUCAGCUGAAAGCAGGGAAAGGCCUGACGAUAGUGGGGAAUGUUCUUGAGGGGACAUAUCUCACCAAAGAUGCAGAGGCGAAGAGGGCCGAGCAGGUAAAGUGAAGAGCACACACCUACAGUUGGUCUACAAAAUCUAUGUACAGGCCUGCUUAAAAUCAAAACCCUGAUUGAAGGGUCACAGCUGCUCAGAAAAUGCCACCUGUCUUAUCCCACCCCAUGUGUGAUACUCUUUAUUUAAUCUCAUUUAAUGAAGCUGAAAUCAAACAGGCUUCUGGGUUUGUUUUCACCUCUGCCCCACAUGCAAAUCUCCCAUGUCACCUUGGAUGUACUGUCAUGAAUUUUUGUUUGAGUCUGCCAUCUGCUGGUCAAACUGUGCAAGUCAUUAAAUUCUUCCUGCAUUCAGCCUGAUUUCACUCUGUCCUCAAAAGCAUUUUUAAUCAUGGGAUUACUUUUUUCUGCAAAGUCAAUCAUGUGCAGAGAAUAAAUUCCAGAUUACACAGACUGAUGGAUUCAUGGGGAUUGUUUGGACUCUUCGUACUGAUCUGUUACUGAAGAGAGUGCAGGAUGUCGGUUGAAGAAACGGGUUAUGUUGUGUCAAAGAUCAGCAUCAUGGAGAAAGAAGGAGAUCUUGCCCUUUUUUCUCAGUAUUAACCGCUGUGUCAUGGAUAUUCAUCUUCAUGCUUCAUGUUUUUUCUGUUUUUCUCCAUCCAGAACAUCAAGUCCUCCAUGUCAGCAGAGCGAACAAAAGGCUUCUGCCAUGUCGUGGUGUCUUCAAACCUCAGGGAUGGCUUUUCCCACCUCAUCCAGUCUGCAGGGCUGGGAGGAAUGAAGCACAACACUGUCCUGAUGGCCUGGCCUGGGACCUGGAGGCAGUCCAAUGACCCACAGUCAUGGAAGAAUUUCAUAGGUACAGAGUGGGGACAGUAUGACGCAAAUAUGAAUGAAAGCAUAUUUAUAGAAAUGCAUAGGAAUCAGUGUUAGAUUAUAUAAUGCUGCAUAUUUAAACAAUUUGUUGACCUUAUUUUCCCUGAUGCACUGAUACCUCAGAGUCUCCCACACAGAAGUCUUAAGUAAUAGGCUAUAAUGUUGAAGCACUCUCUCUCUCUCUCCCUCUCUCUGUUUUCCCUUCAGAGACGGUGCGGGAGACCACAGCUACCCAUCAUGCUUUGCUUGUGGCGAAGAAUGUGGACAGUUUCCCCACCAAUCAGGACCGCCUCGGUGAGGGAACCAUCGAUGUGUGGUGGGUGGUUCACGAUGGAGGCAUGCUGAUGCUGCUGCCCUUCCUUCUGCGACAACACAAGGUUUGUAUGUGUGGGUCAGACGUUUGUUGUUUACAGCAGCAGAUGUAAACCUCAGGGCCUCAAGGUACUAAAUGUGUUUCAUUUUGCCCCCAGCAAGCUCGGAAAUCUAUGAAAAGUGGACUCUAUUUGAAAGUAGCAAUGCAAAGGUGCUUUGUCAGAUUAAAAGUGUUUCAUAAAACCACUAAUAACCAUUACAGACAUGUAUAUAAAGCUAAAAUACUCCUUUAACUCCUUCUUUGUCCUGUUACAGCAACAUCAUUUUGCUUCACAAAACCAGAGUUUCUAGUCAGCAUUAGGCAGUCAGUGUUACCUCCUCUGAUAUAAAUAUAAUCGUAAAUCUGAGCUGUGCAUUUAAAACACCAAAGUCAAAAAACAACAUAUUGUACAUUGCAUUCACUUACAAAAAAAAUAAAUAAAUAAGGGGAAACUGAUUUUUUUGAGUAAUUUUUUUUUCUUCUUUCUGUUUUUCUGACUAUUUUUUCUCAUGUUUUUCGUACUGUUUUUUUUUCCUUUUUCUGUUUUUCGUACUAUUUUUUUGUUUAUUUUCCUGACUAAGCAAGAUACUUCAAAAUCCUGUGGGAAUCUCAUACAAUCAGAUAACGUUAACCCCCAUGGCUGCUCCAAAUCAGCCGAUUCUCCAGUUCCUAGAUAAUUUUGACUACGGGGUCAAUGAGAGUGAAGCAUGUUAUUAGUUAAACGUAGGGAAUGCAAAUCCUGAGGUGCCUGGGCAAAGUAGACAAAUUUAUGACAAUUCAAUCUAUCUGACUUAAGGAAAAGAGGAUCUUCCAGUGUCUCAAACCCAAAAGAAACUAAAACUUGAUUAAACUAAACAAGUGGGCCAUGUUUGCCUGCAAUAAAUCGAGCAGAGGGGGAUAAGAGCAUUUGUUUUUAAAUGAUCAUGAUCCCAGAGAAUAGGAAAAACAAUCAUUCUGAAAAAUAAAUAUAGAAAAACAGAGAAGAAAAAAAAUUGCUCUAAAAAACAGGGAAAAAAUUAGUCUGAAGAACAGAGAAAAAUAGUCUGAAAAAAAGAGCUUUUUUAUUUAUUUAUUUAUUUUUUUUAAUGAAUGCAAUGCGCUUCCGUAUGCAUGAGUAAUAGUUAUGAAUUUAACCUUUUUGUUCUUAAGAUGUGUGAAUAAAAAUCCUGUGAUCAAGAAGGUUCACCACACACUAUCAGAUUCAUUCAUUAACAACCAGAGUCCAAACUCUCUACUCUGGAUAUCUUGGAAAAUAACUCACAAUCAGACUUUUAUUCAGAGUAAAUUAUCAUACAAACACUUUUCUUAAUUUCAGAAAAAUACAAGAAAUCAUGCCUCUACACCUGAUCAAUAGUCUACUUUGAUUUUCUUUUAAUCUCUCUGUGUGAUAAAUGUGAUUUCUGUCAUCCAGGUGUGGAGGAAGUGUAAGAUGCGCAUCUUCACUGUGGCCCAGAUGGAUGACAACAGCAUCCAGAUGAAGAAAGAUCUCCAGAUGUUCCUUUACCACCUGCGUCUGGAUGCAGAAGUGGAAGUAGUAGAGAUGGUGAGGAUGUGUCAGAAAUUCUGUGAUCGUAUCUAAUUUGCUUCAAUUUACCACUAGGAAGAAAUCUGUCUCUCCAAAUCUUUCUGAUAAGUAUGUUUCUGUCUUUAUCCAUGCAGCAUGAUAAUGAUAUCUCAGCCUUCACCUAUGAGAAGACCCUGGUGAUGGAGCAGAGGUCACAGAUGCUGAAACAGAUGCAGCUUUCCAGGACUGAAAGAGAGAGAGAGGUAAUGUACAUGUUGUCUCCUUGAACACGAGGCUGCUGGAACAGUCUGGUUUUCUGUGAGGACAGAUUCUUAAUCCAUUUAAGGGAAUGCUUCAGUCUCACAGCAUGUCAUGGAGAAGAUACUAAUACAGCUAGCAUGAUAGCAUCCUCAAUGAUAGCGUUUAUGUGAGUGAAAAUUGUGUUCAAUUUGCCUCCGUUGAGUGUUAAUCCAAGAAGUUUGAAAGCUGACACGUCUGUUUUUACAGAACAUAAAACAAGUUUUACUUUUACUACUCUACAAAUACAAACUCUUAGUUAAAUGACCAUUGGCCCCUUUCCUUGUUCAUCUGCCACCAACUCUUUGGGCCACCAACACGGCUCAGAUUCAGAGUAUCACUGAUGAGUCACGUAGCUCGAUCCGAAGGAAGAACCAGGACGCUGCCCAAGGCACCAACCUCAGCCGGCAGUCCUCACAGCUGGGGGACAAUCGGGAGGACGAGGUAGUCAAAGAUGUCGAACCACUGUCCCUUAAUGUUAGACUCACAGGCCUGUCUUCACAAAGCUGGACCUCUGGCUGCAGUUUGACUCACUUCAACUGUUAUUAUCAGGAUUAAAAAGAGCUGGACUUGAAGAAAUGUGACUUUUUGUUUGUAAGGAGAGGUGCAACCAUUCUCCGGGGUUGGUGUUGAAGUAGAAACAUUUCAGUUUCAGUGAUUUUAACAGAAGUUGUCAGCACUGACGUUUGUUUGUACUGAAAAACAAGUGCCCCUGUCAAUCUGCACUAAUUUCAUGUUACAAAUCCAGUUUAUUCUUGACUCAUAGCUGGUUUAACAUGUCUAUAAAAUCAUGUGCAAUCUCAGAAGUCAACAUGCCAUAUGCACCAUCGUGCAAUCUUUAUCAACCCAGAAGUAUAAGUCAGUUCUUCUGCUUGGUAAGGACUGAGAGGUUCUGACCAAAUAAACCAGAGAGAGAGAUGAUUUUAGAUAUUGUCCAUCUCCUUCAUCUGAAGAGUUAACCACAAGUCCAGACUGACCUUAUGACCACUACUACUACUUACUGUCAGAGCCGCUUUGUGAAUACCAGCCAGCCACACCCUGCCAGACUCCCCGUUACCUCCAUGAUCCCACCUCACCCCCCACUCCCCCCAAAAAAGUGAGAGCGAUUAGAGCGAACAGUAUUGUCUCGGGAAGCUGCAAGUUGUCCUGGCAUUUGAAUGAUGCACUAAUACUCUGAAUGAACAGCUUUGAAAGCGUUUAACAUGUUUGAACCGCAAGCUCUGAUCUUCUGCUUUAGCUGAAUGCUAAUGCCAACAUGCGGCUAGGCCACUGUGCACAGGAUGCAUUAUUUUAAGUCUCCAAAUUUUCAGUCUAUUCUCUGAGCUUUUCAGGGCUGCAACCAAGGCUGCAGACUCAAGGGAUACUUAACGUGCACGUUUUCACUCAGGUGUUAAGUAUUCUCACUAUUCUGACUUGACAGUACUGUACUCUCUAUAUUUGUUUUAGCUUGAUCACAAUUAUCACCACUCCAUCUGUUAUUCUUCUACCACCCAUAUCUGUAACUCCAGUAUACAGCAUAUAGUGAGGGUGUCCUCAAAAUCCUAAAUUGAACUAGUUUAACAGAUUUCCUGUCCAGCAUGCUGCUUUAUUGGGGCGUGUUAUUUAUCAGAUAUGACCAGUACCAAUAGACCUUGAGACCAUAAUCUUUAUCUUUAUGAUGACAGAUGAUAAUAAACCCAUAAUGUAUUGUUUUUCUUUAUCACCUGUGGUUAAAAGCUGUUGAUAAAGCACUUUUUAGCACAGAUAAUGGAACAGAAGGGAAGAAAUUCAGGUUUUAUUCACAGAUUCCUAUCCAUUUCUGUCGUGCUGUUCUUGUUGUACAUUAUCUCUGCAUCCCAAGUGAAUAAAUUUACUUUGUAAGUUAGAAAAUUUCUGCAUUUAGAUGUCAUCAACUGGAUUUGAUCACUUUCCUGUCUUGCAUCCAGCCUGGUUCAUUUUCCAAAUCACUGCUCUGUACUUGUCUAUCAUCGGUAUAUGUUGUGUUUAGACUGCUGUCGGGACUUUGAGCCUUUCUAGUGUGUCUAUAUGUGGUUGUAAUAGGGGAUCAGUUGUGUAUGAUUCCCAUCAUUCUCGAGGUUCUUUUUAACAACUUCUGUCAACUUGGUUCCCUUGUGCAUCAUCUCUCAUUCCAGACAACAAAAACCUCAUUUUUAGCAACAUUUAUUCUCCUUUUUUCCCUUCCUCUCCUGGCUCCACACCUCUUCAUUUUUCGUUGUAUUUCUCGCUCUUAGUACAUUUUUUCUUUGUCUUUGUGUCAUUAUAUCAAACUCCUUUCUCCUGAGUAUUUUCUUCCCCAUCCAUUUCUCCUUUAAAUCUGCUCUCCUGUCCAGUUUACUCUGCUUCAUCUUGCCUUCUCUCCCCUAUAGGCCCAGCUCAUCCAUGACAGAAACACAGCGUCUCACGCAGUAAACGACAAAGCUGAAACUGGGCCCGAUAGGGUUCACAUGACCUGGACCAAGGACAAGCUCUUCACGGAGCGUAACCGUAACCGCGAGUGCAACGCCAACGUGGCUGCACGUGACUUGUUCAAUAUGAAACCGUAAGUACACGUUCAAAAACAAACUUUAUCAAUAACUGUGAAAAGGAGAGUUGAAAGUUAGCAGUGUUGGUUGAUAACAUAAAGGAGAUUUUUGUUGUUGUUUUAAAUCUGGGGGCUAUUUUUACACAUACACAUGCUGAAUCACUGUUAGGACCAAACGUGUUAGUAUAACUCUAGAGUGUCAGUCGAUUGCUUCUGCCUGCAGCCAUGUGACAGGCUCUGAUCGCUGCCAUUGCAUCUUUUUGGACAACGGUGCAAGAUACAAGAACAUCCAAUUGAUGUGCUGUUUUAGUGUUACAGACAGACUUCACAUAUCAGAGGUUAAAACAUAUACUGAGGCUAUAGUCCCUUAUCUUCUCAGGUCACUUCUCUAUCCACUGUCCUAACCUCCAAAUGAAAGUAUUAAGCUCUAAAAUAAUCAUGGCAAUAAAGAACAGUUAUUUUUGUUAAUGUCCCAGCUAACAGGGAAAAGGGAAGCAACAUAAACCAGUUGUUGUUAGCCUUAAGGCAAAAGAUACUUAAUGUGAAAAAGAGUAAGAUUUUGGUACAACACAGGGCAAAGUGAACUGAAAAGGACAAAUAGUGUGGUUUAGAUAAACAAUGAAACAAAAUAAGGAUUUUAAGUUGUAGUUCAGGAAACUGUUUUAUUGAUGCAGAUGAAUAAAAACAAAAUCUAAGUGAAUGCACAAGCUACCUAACCAAAAAUACAAAAACAAAAACAAAAAAAACUGGUGUGUCUCAGUAAUCACAUCUUAAAGUGUGCCCUUGUCUAAGCCUGAGACUAACUCUGCCUGGCUCUUUAUACACGGCUCAGGGUGAUAGAAAGGAACCAGCAGGCAAGAAUUGCAUAAAACAAAACACACCAAUGAAACACAUCAGUGAAACUUUAAUAGCACUUUAUAUGAGCCCAGCUCUUAUAAUACAUCAUAAACACAUUUAUAAACCCUUAUAAAUGUAUUAUUGAGGCAUGAUAACAAUCCUUAUGAGUGACACUAAGCAUUCAUAACACAUUAUAGCAGUGUUUAUCGUGUAGUACAUGCAGCAAGUAUAGUGUCUUAUAAUAUAAAAUUAUAAUAUAACAUAAUUUUGAGAGGGUGCAUUUGAACUUCAAUUUAAACUUAUUAAAGUGUAAUCCCUUGGGUUGCAUCCCCAUAUACUCAAAGGGGACCUCAAUAAAAAAUGUUGCAGUUGUUACAGCAGCCUGUUUGCAGCUGCUGGCUGAAGCAAUCUGAUGAAUCCAUUCCAUCUUUUGUUCAUAUAUUAGCCAUUUAGACCCCAUAAUGGGAAAAAAAGAAAUCAUCCAUUUCCAUAUUUGAAGAGUGCCAGUACAUGAUACUGAGAAUUACUGUAAGGAUGAUGGUGAAACAAUACAUUCUGUUUUUGCAUGUGCCUUAAAAGAGACAUUUGCACCAUUUUGAAAUGCUCUUAACCAGUUUUUAAGAUGAUUAAAGUCUAAAAAGGAUCUGAAGAGUAAACCACAGCGCAUAGAGUAAUGACAAAUACUUCAGGAUGGUGCCAAAGCCUCAGUCCAAGAGGACAGCCUGAGUAGAAGUAGUAGUUGUAGUUGUAAUGAGGCUGGUAGGGUGAAAUGGGACAAAUAUCUGCAUGGUGUGUGCAUUCAGGCUGCAUUUGGUGUGUGUGCGCAUGUGUGUGCACUUCCAGCCAUUUCAGUCUUAGUGCAUGGCCAGGCCACGCAGAACACAUGCGCACCAUUUUACUGUUUAGACUAACACCUUCUCAUCCAAUACUGUCCAUUUUGAUUGGUUUAUUCAGUGUGUCCCGGUCCACUAAAUUGGUUCUUGAAGUUAACAGUUGGAACCAGGUGCUGUAAAUCAACUCUCACAGGACAGGAAGAAAUGGAGGCUACUUUUUGCCAAGCCUCUCUUCAAACAGCUCCAUUUUUGGGUGUGGGGACGAGCUGAUUGGGACAGUUGGAAGCAUGCAGUGUGGUGGAUUGAGCUGGAGAGCUGCAGUAGAAAGCAUCUAAGCCUGUUUCUGUUGUUCUGUCCCAUUUUCCUCCUUCUAGAGAGUGGGAGUCUCUGUAAGUCGCAUUCUCUUUGCCUUAGGCUGUAUAUGUAUGUGUGUGUGUGUGUGUGCUGCUGCUGUGGUGACUGUAGCUCUGUUCAGUGUCCUCCAGCUCGUACCUGUAUGUGUAUGUGUGUGUGCGUUUUUGCAUGCCCUUGUUUGUGUGUUCUAAUGUGCAUGGACUUAAUAUGUCUGUAUGUAUUGAAAAGCAUGUUGGCUUUCAUUUGGAAAUGAUAAAAUAAAUUGAUGAGGUUAAUUUGCAUCAGCAACUUUGCUUUCCAUUCAGCUUUUAAAAAGAGAAAAACUUUAAAAUUCAAAAGAUAGAAGUUUUCCAUGUUCAGUUGAAUGGAAAGCAUAAUUUUGAUCAAUUAUAAAUUAUAUAUAUUUUUUUGGCUUUUGCAGUUGAUGUCAUGUGCUUUGCUGCUUUGUGAUCUGAUGUUAUGAAGGUGAAGAUAAAGAGGCAACAUUCAAAGAGAAAUGAGAGAAAGGAUGAUUUUUGAUAUUUUCUUAAAAACAAAAACACUGUCGUCCAGCCUCAAAAAUAAGGUUUAAGAGACUACAGCAUGUGCAUUUCAAUAUGAUAAACUUUAGAGUAAUAAUUCAAGUCUCGUUGUAUUUUAGAGCCAGAAACUGCAUGUCAAUUUUAUCUUAAAAUGCUGCCUCUUUAUUUUGAAUUCAUCUGCUUUAGUCUCUGUACCGUGCCUGUUUAUUUUAUAUUUGCAUCUGUACUUUGUAAAAUGAUAUUUUUGAUCAUGACAAACAGUAUUAAUGAAUAUUGAUAUUUGCUAUUGUUAUGCUGUUUUUAUUUCUUUAAUUGUAAUAAAAACAGUUCUUUAGAUAAACAGGUUAAAAGUUUUCUGUAAGUUUUCUAGUUAUUUUUAAAUACAGUUUUAAAACUGUUCUUUUUUUAAUGUCAUUCAAAAUCUGGAUAAAACUUAAAUGAUCAUAGAGAUAUUAUCUGCGUUUAAAGAAAAAAUAUUAAAAAAAAUCUGCCAGUAGAAUAUUAGUUUCAGGUUCUUUUGCUUUAGAAAUUCAGGCCUUUGUUUAAUAAAGUCUGGUUAUUCAUGUUGCACUUUCUCACUCUGACCUUUUUAUCUAACUAGGAACCAGUCUAAUGUUCGUCGGAUGCACACAGCUGUCAAGCUGAACGAGGUGGUUGUGAACAAGUCGCAGGGAGCUCACCUGGUUCUGCUCAACAUGCCUGGACCACCCAAGAACAGAGGAGGAGACGAAAACUGUAUCCUUUUAGUGACUUUCAGGGACACUUUAGAACUGGAUCUAAAACAACAUGAAACAAAAGGAAAUGUUGUUAAUAAACCCUCAGAGACGGAUAGUUGAACUUUUAAGUGACUAUUGUGUGAGGCUUUUUAUCUGAUUCUUUGCUCUGAUUUACAGGCUCUUUUCUUGGGCAGAUUUUAAAUAGUGACUUGAAAAACUUGCAACCUUUCUCUUUCAGUUUGCAGAUACUGAUGCCAGUCCUACUACAUCGUUAACCUAUGACAAUCCACAUCUACCACCACAUUAACAGACUGAUUAUCAGAAAAAAUGACUGAAGUGAUUGUCUUGAUAAGCUCCUUUACCUUUGAGUGGUUUCUGCUUUAUUUCUCGAGGAUAAAAUGGAAGAUGCUGAACUCUUGAGAGGCAGAACUUAUUUAGUAGCAUGAAUGAAAUGUUGUUUUGCUCCUCUUUGUUGAAUCAUUUGUCUUUCACAAGCAUUGCAAAUUUUGACUUUGGGGACUCUUUGCAACACUUCAGAAUACCUCAAUACAGCCAAUGUGAAAAAGCUUGUUUGUAUGUGUAACCUGUUAUUGCAUUUGCAUGAUAAAUAGAUCAUGAUAGCAGGCUUAAAUGUUGGUUGAAUGAUCAGUAUCUGCACAUAUAUACAAUGAACUUUUUCAGCUUUUAUCUGCCCGUAUCUACUUAUAUAUAUAUAUAAAUGAGAGGAGUAUUGCACCAGGAGUGUGCUGGUUUGAUGUCUGCACGUCUCUGUGUUCAUUUUUCCACCUUGACUUCUUCCUCUCAGAUAUGGAGUUCCUGGAGGUCCUCCUCGAGGGCCUGAAUCGGGUCCUGCUGGUGCGAGGCGGUGGACGUGAAGUCAUCACCAUUUAUUCUUAAACAAACAAAAAAAAACUUUCACGCCCCACCUUGCACUCAUGGACUGUUGCCAUGGAUACUGGUCACCGGGCAUUUUUUUUCCUGAAAAGAAGCCUGCUCCUGGGUUUUUUUAUGAAGGGCGGGGGUUGUCAGAAGGCGGGACCACUUGUGAUUGACAGAUGGUCUUGAAGGACCUCAGGAUGAAGGAAACGGUUAGCAUUGAAUGAGUUGACUGGCUGAGAGUACGAGCGCAGUAUGUGUCCACGCUGGGCCACCGUACUCCUGCACAUGGAGACUAGAGCAUAGAGACACUUUAUAUUGUUCAUUUACAAAUGUUCUCUUCUGUUACAUUUCAUUUUCUUUCCCUCGUGUGUCGAUGUUGUCACGUCUCUAAAGCUCACUGUGUAAUGUUACGCAAAGAAGUGAACGUGUGCUGUUGAGUUAAACCUCCUAGUCAUUUCAUGUUUGACAUACUCGACUCUGGACCUGAGAGAAACAUGCGCAGAGAGGACAGGUUACUCUGACAGCACAGGUGGAAUUUUCACACACAGGCUGGGAUCUUUAUGGUCUGGAUCACCGUUUUUACUCAACUGUUUUAGUCCAGAUUACAGAAAGCAGACAGUUUGUAUAGAAGCUGCCAAAUAAUUCUGGUUAGUUAGUUCAUGUGACAUUCAAAAGUCCUCAUACACCAGAGUUAGUAGUUCAAAUGUUUUGUGGUUAUUCGCCUUUGUAACGAUUUAGUGAAGGACCAGCAGGGAAGAAGCUGCACCAGAUGUUUGAUAACCUUCCUCUAUGUUGGUGGGAACAUUUCAGAAACCGGGUACUGAUACAUACUGAAUAUUGUCGGUCUACAUUUCUCAUGUCAGAGAACUCUGAUGUUUUCAUAGGAAACAUAGCCAUAGCUAACAGUCUAGCUGUACAGGAAAAAAGCUGUUUAAUGCACAUGUGUACAUAUUUAUGGUGUGUGAAGUUGUGCUCAUUUAGGAAUAGACUUUUCAAAUCCAGGCGCUGUUUGACGGCGUUUUGUGGGUUAAUUAUGACACAUUUGAUCCGCACAUGAAAUCUAUGCUACCAGAACUGUUGGCGUCUAAGAAAGUAUACUUUGAAAAGCACAAGUCGACAUUUAUAGUAGAGUAAUUCUCCCCAUUUGGACAUAGUAACAGCACUGUUGACUUUGCACUACAAAUUUUUCAGCACUUACUUCUUUGUUUUAUCGCCUACAGAAACACUGUCUCCCGACCAAUCCACUACUUUCUUCUACAGAAGUGAAAAAAGUAACUGAUAAAUGAGCUCAUGAGAAAAAAAGGUGCAGACAGUGAGUUAUCUCAAACUCUUGAACACUCAUGUUUCAACGUUGCUUUUAUAAGAUUUUAGCUGAUAGGAUCUUUAGACUUUGAGUCCCAGACGGAGUAAAUGUACCAAGCAUGUGUAGGAGAAAAAGUGCCAAACUCAAAGAAACUGUGGAAGUAUCGGUAAAGCAUUUUAAGACAUGGUCAUAAUGUCGCUCCUGCUUUUUAGAGUGACAAUCUGUAAUCUGUAAAAUCCUCAGAAUCAAAAGCACAUUAUUGUUUUAGUUUUAAAGAUGGGGCACUUCACCUUGUGGGAAUGAUUUCCAAUACUAGAUAUGAAUAUCUAAAUAAAACCAGUGCAAUUUCGUGGGCAUUUCAAACCAUCCAACAUGGGCUAAAUGCUGCAAACAGAAAGACUUCUGUGUAAGGGAGAAGAAGGACACGCCCCCCUUUUUUCUUGUGUACCUCCACAGUUUCUUUUCAGAUUAGCUGUGCAGUAUUUUGUCAAUCAGAAAGUCCAAUUUUUCUGCUGGAGAAUGAGACUUUCUGAUCAUCAGUUAAUGCAUCUGUGUUUUGUUGUGUUUGUUCAGUUGUUGAUGUAUGCCUAUGUUACUCUGUAGUUAUGGUCUGUGUAGUAUUUGUUACAUUAUAAUUGAUCCUUUGUUACUUUAAGUGUUAAAUCUCAGUGUGAUUUUUAUGCAAGGAUGCAGAGAGAGGCGGUAUGUGUGAGAACAGCACCUGUCAGGUUUUUGUGUUUUUGUACCAACCCAUCUGAAACACAUUAUGAACGACACACAGGACUGAAAACCCCUCAGGAGACUGUGCUACCCUGGACUCAGUGCAUGACUAGAGUGACGAAAUCAGGGUCAAAAAGAAGUGGUUUCAAUACUUCUGUCAAUUACUAUGUCAAUUAUUCAGUUUUAUAACUUAGCCACCAAAGAAAAAGCGUAAUUCUGUUUAAAUAAAGAAGAAAUUCAUUUUAAAAUGCCUAGUUUUACAAAGUUUAAACUUAUAAAGAUAAAAUAUUAAAGUUUUUUUGUUUUAAAUUUGGUUCCUGUGCUAAAUAGCAGUAGCAGCUCAAAAAAGAAAACAAUGAAUACAUGAAUUUCCAAACACAUAAACUGAAUAAAAAGAAAAAAAGAUGUUUGUGGAGGUAAAUAGGAUUGUCAGCAGUGUGUUUAACAUCUCUAAUGUUUGAGUGACUGGAGAAAGUUAUCUACCUCAAGGAGUCACUGAGGCUCGGCUGAAGAAAUAAAAGCUUGUUCAAUCACAUUUCUCUUUAAAGACUGUGUAGAGUCGCCUCUGCCAGGUGAGAGGACCAGCAGAACAUGUUUGUUUGUGUGUGUGAAUAUGUGUGUGUGGAUCUGCAUACCGCUCAGAGGUGAUGCUGUGUUGUGUGUGAAGUGUUUCUGCUGUUGUCCGCCUCAGCUGGCGGGCCUCACAGGCUGGAAUAGAAAGUCACUUUUGGGCGCACAUAUAGAAGACGGUAGCCCUGUAAAUUGUAUUUGUGCCUCUCUGAGUAAUUAUUAAAAGUGCUGAAAUAAACCCAAA
Molecule: messenger RNA, 82698 nt
Organism: Xyrichtys novacula (pearly razorfish)
Lineage: Eukaryota; Metazoa; Chordata; Actinopteri; Labriformes; Labridae
Source: the annotation of a GenBank genome assembly